AUGGCUGGAGCCGGUACGCCGGGGCCCAGGACUCCAAUGCAUGUGGAUAAGGCGGUAGUAUUGGCUAGUAUGUUGUGUUGGAGACGUAGCUUAGGAGGGAGGAAGGGGGGGGGGGGGGGGGGGGGGGGGCAGAGUGUGUUGUAUAAUUGACUGAUUUAUUCUUCCAAGAGUGGAGGGAUCGCGGACACAAAAACGUGAGAGGAAAGUACACGGUGUAAUCGGGGCACAACGUAGACUACAAAUCCGUGAAAAUGCGGAAGAGGAGACGCACAGCCUCCACCCACCGUCCGGCCAAAGAUGGUUUAGUAUGGUAGGCAUCACUGCACUCAAAUGACCCAUUAAAAAAAGGACGGCUCUUCACGCAUUAUCUUACCAAGCCUGGGUGAGAGAGGGCAUAGAGAGAAAUAGUAUUGGCAUCUUUUUAUAUGCGAUAACUCUGCCAUGGUUCGUUGGACCAAGCCUAUGAGGCAAAUUAAUGGCGUUUUUGUAAUAAAAAAAUUAUAAACACCAAAACUAAGAACUGUGGUAAACACAGACUUCGGAGAUCUUAUACGUUUUGUUCUAUGACAUAAUCUUUAAACAGCUAACGUAACUUUUUGUGAAUUUUGAAUAAUGUAAUAAUAAAAAACACAUAAAAUAUUCAUAAUUCAAAAAGGUAAUGUUAACUGACGGUAUUAUGUCAUAGAACAUAACGUAUAAACUCUCCUAAGCCUGUGUAAACAUGUUAUUCUUUCCGCAUUCAUUUUCCCCAAAGGGAUGGCUGAACGAACCUAGCGACAUUAAGGUCAAGUGAUCAUACAGGCUACAUUUCCAAAUAAAAGACCCUCUGAUUUUUUUUUUAACUUGACUUAAAGGAUAUAUUUCUGAUUUAAAAUCACAAAGUUUAAAGUGACUUAAACAUACAUUUAUUGAAGAAAAAACCCCAAUAUAUUAUUGAAAUCAAUAAACAAAGAUUGCCCUAUACUUCUUCAUAGGUUCCUGCCUUCUGAGGAGUUUUUCUUAGCCAGUGUGUUUCUGCAUUGCUUGCUCUUUUGUGUUUUUGGCUGAGUAUCUGUAAAGCACUUUGAAGAGCUUUAUAAAAUAAAUGUGAUUGGUUGAUUAGUCUACACAUGUUUGCUUCUGUACCAUUUAAACUAAAGAAGGCAUAGCACUCUACAGCUAUUUGCUACUGUACUGUUCGUUCUACAGUGAGGGAAAAAAGUAUUUGAUCCCCUGCUGAUUUUGUACGUUUGCCCACUGACAAAGAAAUUAUCAGUCUAUAAAGUUAAUGGUAGGUUUAUUUGAACAGUGAGAGACAGAAUAACAACAAAAAAAUCCAGAAAAAAAGUGUAUUUUAUACAGGUAACGAGCUGAGAUUAGGAGCACACUCUUAAAGGGAGUGCUCCUAAUCUCAGCUUGUUACCUGUAUAAAAGACACCUGUCCACAGAAGCAAUCAAUCAAUCAGAUUCCAAACUCUCCACCAUGGCCAAGACCAAAGAGCUCUCCAAGGAUGUCAGGGACAAGAUUGUAGACCUACACAAGGCUGGAAUGGGCUACAAGACCAUCACCAAGCCGCUUGGUGAGAAGGUGACAACAGUUGGUGCGAUUAUUCGCAAAUGGAAGAAACACAAAAGAACUGUCAAUCUCCCUCGGCCUGGGGCUCCAUGCAAGAUCUCACCUCGUGGAGUUGCAAUGAUCAUGAGAACGGUGAGGAAUCAGCCCAGAACUACACGGGAGGAUAUUGUCAAUGAUCUCAAGGCAGCUGGGACCAUAGUCACCAAGAAAACAAUUGGUAACACACUACGCCAUGAAGGACUGAAAUCCUGCAGCGCCCGCAAGGUCCCCCUGCUCAAGAAAGCACAUAUACAGGGCCGUCUGAAGUUUGCCAAUGAACAUCUGAAUGAUUCAGAGGAGAACUGGGUGAAAGUGUUGUGGUCAGAUGAGACCAAAAUCGAGCUCUUUGGCAUCAACUCAACUCGCCGUGUUUGGAGGAGGAGGAAUGCUGCCUAUGACCCCAAGAACACCAUCCCCACCGUCAAACAUGGAGGUGGAAACAUUAUGCUUUGGGGGUGUUUUUCUGCUAAGGGGACAGGACAACUUCACAGCAUCAAAGAGACGAUGGACGGGGCCAUGUACCAUCAAAUCUUGGGUGAGAACCUCCUUCCCUCAGCCAGGGCAUUGAAAAUGGGUCGUGGAUGGGUAUUCCAGCAUGACAAUGACCCAAAAUACACGGCCAAGGCAACAAAGGAGUGGCUCAAGAAGAAGCACAUUAAGGUCCUGGAGUGGCCUAGCCAGUCUCCAGACCUUAAUCCCAUAGUAAAUCUGUGGAGGGAGCUGAAGGUUUGAGUUGCCAAACGUCAGCCUCGAAACCUUAAUGACUUGGAGAAUAUCUGCAAAGAGGAGUGGAACAAAAUCCCUCCUGAGAUGUGUGCAAACCUGGUGGCCAACUACAAGAAACGUCUGACCUCUGUGAUUGCCAACAAGGGUUUUGUCACCAAGUACUAAGUCAUGUUUUGCAGAGGGGUCAAAUACUUAUUUCCCUCAUUAAAAUGCAAAUCAAUUUAUAACAUUUUUGACAUGCGUUUUUCUGGAUUUUUUUGUUGUUAUUCUGUCUCUCACUGUUCAAAUAAACCUACCAUUAAAAUUAUAGACUGAUCAUUUCUUUGUCAGUGGCCAAAUGUACAAAAUCAGCAGGGGAUCAAAUAUUUUUUUCCCCUCACUGUAUGUGCAUUCGGAAAAGUAUUCAGACCCCUUGAAUUUUUCCACAUUUUGUUACGUCACAGCCUUAUUCUAAAAUUGAUUAAAUAGUUUUUUCCCCUCAUCAAUCUACACACAAUACCCCAUAAUGACGAAGCAAAAACAGUUUAUUAUUUUUUUGUUGCAAAUGUAUAAAAAAUAAAAAACGAAAUAUCACAUUUGCAUAAGUAUUCAGACCCUUUACUCAGUACUUUGUUGAAGCACCUUUGGCAGUGAUUACAACCUUGAGUCUUCUUGGGUAUGACACUACAAGCUUGGCACACCUGUAUUUGGGGAGUUUCUCCCAUUCCUCUCUGCAGAUCCUCUCAAGCUCUGUCAGGUUGGAUGGGGAGCGUCGCUGCACAGCUAUUUUCAGGUGUCUCCAGAGAUGUUUGAUCGGGUUCAAGUCCGGGCUCUGGCUGGGCCACUCAAGGACAUUCAUAGUCUUGUCCCGAAGCCACUCCUGCGUUACUUGGCUGUGUGCUUAGGGUUGUUGUCCUGUUGGAAGGUGAAUCUUCGCCCCAGUCUGAGGUCCUGAGCGCUCUGGAGCAGGUUUUCAUCAAGGAUCUCUCAGUACUUUGUUUCGUUAAUCUUUUCCUCGAUCCUGACUAGUCUCCCAGUCCCUGCCACUGAAAAACAUCCCCACAGCAUAUGACGCUGCCACCAACAUGCUUCACCGUAGGGAUGGUGCCAGGUUUCCUCCAGAUGUGACCCUUGGCAUUCAGGCCAAAGAGUUCAAUCUUGGUUUCAUCAGACCAGAGAAUCUUGUUUUUCCUGGUCUGAGAGUCUUUAGGUGCCUUUUGGCAAACUCCAAGUGGGCUGUCAUGUGCCUUUUACUGAGGAAUGGCUUCCGUCUGGCCACUCUACCAUAAAGGCCUGAUUGAUGGAGUGCUGCAGAACCAUCGGGUUCUUGGUCACCUCCCUGACCAAGGUCCUUCUCCCCCGAUUGCUUAGUUUGGCAGAGCGGCCAGCUCUAGGAAGAGUCUUGGUGGUUCCAAACUUCUACCAUUUAAGGAUGAUGGAGGCCAUUGUGUUCUCGGGGACCUUCAAUGCUGCAGACAUUUUUUGGUACCCUUCCCAAGAUCUAUGCCUCGACACAAUCCUGUCUCGGAGCUCUACGGACAAUUCCUUCGACCUCAUGGCUUGGUUUUUGCUCUGACAUGCACUGUCAACUGUGGGACCUUAUUAAAAACAGGUGUGUGCCUUUCCAAAUCAUGUCCAAUCAAUUGAAUUUACCACUGGUGGACUCCAAUCAAGUUGUAGAAACAUCUCAAGGAUGAUCAAUGGAAACAGGAUGCACCUGAGCUCAAUUUAGAGUCUCAUAGCAAAGGCUCUGAAUACUUAUGUAAAUAAGGUGUUUCUUUUUUCAUUUGUUUUGUAAUACAUUUUCAAAAAAAUGUUAAAAUCUGUUUUUGCUUUUGUCAUUAUGGGGUGUUGGGUGUAGAUUGAUGAGGAAAAAUUAGAUUUUAUCAAUUUUAGAAUAAGGCUGUAACGUAACAAAAUGUGGAAAAAGUCAAGGGGUCUGAAUACUUUCCGAAUGCACUGUAAGUUGUCUCCAAUAAAGGGGGUGAUUUGGAAUCCUCAGAGACUGUUCUAAAAGGAUCUGUGUCAUAUCAUGAAGAUUUGCAUCAUUAUGGUCUAUUUUCAGCGAAAAGCUACGGCCACCGCUGACAAAAAUAGCAAUUUUCAAUGGAGACCUCUUUUACAGCACUAUACAGCUAUGUUCUACUGUUCUGUUAAUUCUAUUAACCAGAGUGGGAUCUUAUGGCCCAUUUUUAACAGAGAAAUUGGCAUAGUAGGCAAUGUAACCAAUCACAGCCCUCCUUUUACUUGCACAUCCUGCAAAUCACCAGCAGAGGUUGAACACUUUGAAUCCAUUUCCACAUUCACUCUGUUGUUAAUACAUACAAUUUGGAUUAUAACUCUAAAAGUAGCAGAUUUCGCACUCUGGAACUUUGAUUUUUGCAUUGGCAAAAAUGAUGGAGCAUUUUAAUUUUAUGCAUAUUCUUUCCCUCUGAUCAUACACUAUUGGACAGCAUCCUGAAUACUUUUACAGUAAGUACAGAGCUCAUCAUUGAGUGGGGAAGGUGUUUACAUUUCCGUAUUUCUCUAUAUUUUGCGGUACAUGAACCCUUUUCCAUUUCUGGAUUUGAACAUUGAAAAUAAUAGUUCCACGACAGAUACUAUGAUAUUGUUCCAAUACUGUUAGUAUUGUUCUGUCUCUGUAUGGCUGGGUACAUAGUUGGUAUAUUGAUUCAGUAAUACAGAAGUCCGUUUGGUCCCAGAGGCAGAUCUCAAUGCUAUGAUAACCAAGUUACCCUGAAUAAAUGAAUUAUUGAAUAAAUGAAUAGAAUAAAUGAAUUAUUUUCUGAAUAAAACAAGAAUGAAAAAAGAACAAGAUGUGCUUGUCAUUAUUUUAUUUUAACUUUACAUUAUACAUGGUAUUAUAAUAGGUCACUGGUGAAUACAGACACUAUUUUCUUAUUUCUACCCACAUUUCUACCCAACACUUUUGAACCAUGUAAUAAUUAAUCAGAUACAUGUGCUUUCUGUCCAAUUGAUGUAAACUUUCCACACAAAUAUUUAUUUGAAAAAGUUAAAGACCUGCACAGUGUAGGUCUGUUGUUUUAACAAUGUAAUAACGAUUUAUAAUGUUAUAUGUGUCCAUAACCGUCAAUAACAGUCUAUAGCAGUGUAACAUAACUGUUUAUAACAAUGUACAGCACAACUACUAUUCUCCCGAGUGGCGCAGUGGUCACUAGAGAUCCUGGUUCGAAUCCAGGCUCUGAUGUGACCGGGAGACCCAUGGGGUGGCGCACAAUUCGUCCAGGGUAGGGAAGGGAAUGGCCGGCAGGGAUGUAGCUGAGUUGGUAGAGCAUGGCGUUUGCAACGCCAGGGUUGUGGGUUCGUUUCCCACGGGGGGCCGGUAUGAAAAAAUAAAAAUAAAAUAAUGUUUGCACUCACUAACUGUAAGUCGCUCUGGAUAAGAGCGUCUGCUAAAUGACUAAAAUGUAAAUGUAACUACCAAUCCAUUGAUUCCUUUCAAGAGCAUAAACUUUGUUUCUGAAUCCACAGACCCCUUACUGGGCGCAGCAUGGGGGACAGCGCCAUCUAGUGCAAUGGAAAUGGAAACUAUUAUUCCAGAAGACUAUUGAACUUUCAAAAAUUAAUUAAAUUUCAGCUCAUUAAUAUUUAACAUUGUUUUUUAAUACACAUUUCGAUGUCACCUUAUUAACAUAACAUUAAUUACGUUUUUGAACAUUUACUGAUUGCAUAUUUUAUUUCAUUUAGCCCAGUAGAUUUAAUUUCUUCCGGUAAGGGACCUCCCAUGCACAUGCACCCAAUACAUUAUGCUCAUAACAAGCCCGGCCCUGGACGUUCUGCCACCCUAGGCGAGACAAGAAAUUCUGCACACCUCCUAGCCUUGCUAAACUAGAAUAGGCUAGUGUACAGCAGGGGUCCCCCAUAGGUUUGGCCUCGGGCCAAUUUUUCUCUCCGCUAAUAGUUGGCAGAACAUAAUAGUGGCCCAAUUCAUAGGCAAAUUAAACAAAAAUGUUAACACAUCUGGUAGGCUAUAUAAUCAGUUCAAUGUCAAUAACAUAUUCUAAUAUUUUCAAUCUGAUUACACCAAUAUCACCAAUGUCUCUAUUAAAUUCCUUUUGUAUAUUUCUGUGUGUUGAUUGGGGAAAAACAGCUUGCAAUGCAGAGAAAAGUUCGCUCUGAAAAAGUCUCAAAAGAAAGCUGGAUAAUGAAAAUAUAAGUUUCAGGGAAGAAUGGACAGCAUAAUAGACAUUCUUACCAUAUUUUUCCAAUGUCAAACCAGAGUGUCUUGUUUGCAACGAAACGGUUGUCAAAAUGCCACCCUUGUCUAACCGCUGCUCUAGGCGGCUGCCUAAUCCUGCCUAAUGGGCGUGCCGACCAUGGGGCCUAAUCAUAGUUUUAUAUUUAGAAUCCACUCUCUCAUCAGCCCAGCCAGGCAAUUUAUAAACUUGAUCUCCAAGAUUAAAAGCAUCUAGACAUUAUCUCACAUUUCUUUUAGAUUAACAUUUAGUUUUCAACAGCAGAGAUUUGUAUAAGCCUUGCUGUCUGUCUCGUCGACAUUUACAACAUUGUUUCAAUAUUCAAUUUCGAUCUCCAGCUGUCCCAUAGCAAUGAACGUGUCGGGAGUCGGGGUGAGACAGACAGGUAGGCAGCCUUUCUCAGCUAGUCGAAAUCAUGAUUCAGCAUAAUUUUUAUGGAUAUAUACAAAGAACUAUCAAUAGAAAACAGGUAAAACGAAAUGAAGUGCAGCUAGUUUGAACUUUCCAGCUUCAGUUUGAAGUGAUUGUGUUAGCUGUGUUGUUGGCUAGCUUUUGAACAACAGUGUCCUGACGAGAGAUAAAAUAAUCUAUGCCAGAUGAAAUCGCACAUCAUUAGCUCAUUGUUAUGGAUGUAUCCAAAUAAAUGUCACUAAACAAAUACAAAAGCAGCUACUUCUUUGUUAUUCUGGCUGCACUGUUUGACAUGACUGUAAGUUAGCCGUAGUUGGCUAGCUAGCAAGCAAGGGAUAAGAACGUUGGCAGCCAGUAUGGCAAUGGAACAGUUAGAACGAACGACUGGGUCGCGUCCAUAGAUACAGAACAAAAAGACUGAACGACUGGGAACCGAACAAAUGACCAGCUGGCUUGGGUAGCAACCCUAUAUUUGUGUCGGGUCUUUAUCUUGUGGAAGGAUGAAAUAGUAUGAAUAAAUUCAAUAAAAUAACAUUUUUAAGGAAAAUAUGUCAUUCAUUAUUUUAAUAUGUUGUUAACCCGUUGUAUAAAAGUAAUAAUACCUUCGAAGCUGGUGUUUGGAGGAUAUGUUGGCACAGUUUUCCGGCCCUCGACUUGGGCUCGGGCCUAACAACACCCAUUCCAAUAUAUCCUCCAAACACUGGCUUCUCUGUAGCUCAAUUGGUAGAGCAUGGUGCUUGUAACGCCAGGGUAGUGGGUUCGAUCCCCGGGACCACCCAUUCGUAAAAAUGUAUGCACACAUGACUGUAAAUCGCUUUGGAUAAAAGCGUCUGCUAAAUGGCAGAUUAUAUUAUUAUCACUUAAAUAACCACUAGAACUCAACAGUAAGCCUCAAUACCUACUAAAAUAGCAUGGAAAAGAGAGGGUAGGAUCAGAGAAAAAUAACGCUUCUUGAAACAGGAAAAAUAUACUACAAUUUGCGAUCUUGUGUUCAAGUAACGGAGGACUUUUAUUUUGAAGCUUUUUGAUCGAUUUAGACCCAUUAAUGUUGCUUAAUGCCGCUGAUUUCAUGGAGCUGUUAGAGUCCAUGUAGCCUACAGCGGUCGUCACUACCACAGCCACAAAGUCAUAAACCCCUCCUAUUUCUCAAAUGUAUCUUCUUAAAAUCUGAUUUUAAACCUAACCCUAACCAUACUGCUAACCUUAUGCCUAACCUUAAAUUAAGACCAAAAAGCAGAUUUUUGUUUUCAUAAAUUAUUACAAUAUAGCCCAUUUUGACUUUGUGGCUGUGGUAACUAGUGACAACCGCCUACAGCAGGUGAUCUAUUCUAUUGUAUACGGUUAUGUACUCAACAGCAGGGGAGGUACCAGAAGGGGGGCCGGGGUGGCACCAGCCCCUCCUGAUAUAUGAUUGGCCACCCUUGUGUGCCAAUUUUAAAUGCUAUUUCUGAUACAAUUUGCAGAUUUUCCAUGGCCACCCAUGACUGGUUCUUGGUCCGCCCAUUAGAAUAUUCCUAGAAAUGCUCCUGUUCAACAGUGAGGCAUUGGUCUAGCUAUGGCUGUCCAUGAUCCACCAACAACAGCUCCAACGCCCUCCACAUUCAUCCAGCACAUGUUUUGAUGGAUUUCAACUUGAGGUAUCUUGAAUGGAGGGCUGAGGCUUUAACAUGGAAAUAGGCAGACAUACUAUCCAAAUUCAAUAGUCACACACACACACACACACACACACACAGUCUCUAAUUUCCUUCCUCCUUCAGCUUCUCUUUUCUCUCUGGAAUUAUUAACAAAGAGGUGAAGCAAUAUUGGUUAGAAAACCACUUUAAAUCAUGCACCUUUUAUUAACGGUUUAUAAAGGGUUUAUAAAGCCUUUAUAGACUUAGCAAUAGGUUCAUUAUAGAUAUGGUCUGGGCCUGUACCUCCUUCUAACCACUAGAUGGUAGGCACGGAUUUUCCUGAAAAUGUAAAGAAGAACCCCAAUGGAUUUCAAUGUACACUCCGGGCCCCAUUGUCUCUGACAGGUGGAAUCAUUUUAACAUGACGCAUCUCAAAUGAACAUCAAUGCAAACAUGAAGAGUCAUUGCUUUAUCUGAUGUGAAACAACGCUCCAGGCCCUAGUUUUAUGGCCCUAUCAAUGACCCAACACAUGAAACUACAACCACAUAUCAUCAUGUCAUCCCAGAUAGCAUCUCCAUCAACAUACUGAUUUAAAUUAGUAUCAACUCCACCUCAAGGAAAACAAAAGCCAGAAUUCCCUAAUUUCCUCUUAGACUAAAUGUUCUUGCCACCGAACUGGAGGGUCUGGAUAGUGGGUCCUGGCAGAAAAAGUUGGUGCAGGGCAUUUUCACAACACACACAGACACACACACACACACACACACACACACACACACACACACACACACACACACACACAGUGUGAGUAUCAACAUUUACAUUCAUAGUAUAUGAAUGCCAGGUGCCAGGACGAGAACCUCUCCCUCAAUGUGAGCAAGACAAAGGAUCUGAUCGUGGACUACAGGAAAAGGAGGGCCGAACACGCCCCCAUUAACAUCGACAGGGCUGUAGUGGAGCGGGUCGAGAGUUUCAAGUUCCUUGGUGUCCACAUCACCAACAAACUAUCAUGGUCUAAACACACCAAGACAGUCGUGAAGAGGGCACGACAACACCUUUUCCCCCUCAGGAGACAGAAAAGAUUUGGCAUGGGUCUCCAGAUCCUCAAAAAGUUAUACAACUGCACCAUCGAGAGCAUCCUGACCGGUUGCCUCACUGCCUGGUAUGACAACUGCUCGGCAUCUGACCGUAAGGCGCUACAGAGGGUAGUACGUAUGGCCCAGUACAUCACUUGGGCCAAGCUUCCUUCCAUCCAGGACCUAUAUACUAGGUGGUGUCAGAGGAAAGCCCAAAAAUGUGUCAAAGACUCCAGUCACCGAAGUCAUAGACUGUUCUCUCUGCGCCAAGUCUACGACCAAAAGGCUCCUUAACAGCUUUCCCCCCCAAGCCAUAAGACUGCUGAACAAUUAAUCAAAUGGCCACCCAGACUAUUUACAUUGACACCCCCCCCCCCCCCACCCGCUGUCUAUUAUCUAUGCAUAGUCACUUUACCCCUACCUACAUGUACAAAUUACCUUGACUAACCUGUACCCCCACACAUUGACUCGGUACCGGUACCCCCUGUAUAUAGCCUCGUUAUUGUUAAUUUAUUGUGUUACUUUUUAUAAUUUUUUACUUUAGUUUAUUUGGUAAAUAUUUUCUUAAGUCUUUCUUGAACUGCAUUGUUGGUUAAGGGCUUGUAAGUAAGCAUUUCACGGUAAGGUCUACACCUGUUGUAUUCGGCGCAUGUGACAAAUAAAGUUUGAUUUGAUUUGAUAGUACAUACUCUACAAUACAUGCAUUUACAUGCAGACAAAUAAAGGAAAACAGGCUUCAUCUCAUCUCUGCCUGUUACACUGAUAACUGGGCACUAUGAAGCACCUUAUUUAUUGAGAGAGAGGCCACUAGGGAGCCGGCGCCACAGUUUAUUUAUGGAGCUCACAGACUAGUGAAGUAGCAGCACUGCCCCAGGCCAUCACUCUGGAGCAACACAUCAGUAAAACAGAAUCUAGAGCUCAGUGCACCACCCAGCAGUCUACUGAUUCAUUUGUAAAAUCUCAAUAUCCCCAUGCAUAUUUAAUGACCCGGCAAAUAAAGAGAGUCCCACUGGAAAAAGGUGGGCUAGUGGGGCUUGCCCGUACCAGUUAAAUAAGCAUGUAGUUAGGGAAACCCCCAUAAAGGUGUCAUUUGGUGUGGCUGAAUAGAUCCACAUGCCGGUAAGUGUAUACCUGCAGAGUAGUAUGACACUGGCGAUGGCUAGCUACAGUAUCUCUGUCUGAAUAGCUCACAGCUCUGUUGCUGCUGACAGCUAAUCCAAAUGAUAGUCCAAUGGAAAAGCUGCCAAAGAAUGGGAGUGGUGUACCGGGAACAUGAUUAUAGUUGAGUCUUACGUUUCACCUGCGCACAUCUUUCACCACAGCAGCCACGCUACUCUUGUCUCUCUUUGAAUGCGGCUUGUCAAUAUUUAAUCAUUCAUCCACUGGGUUAGUAUCAGAUGAACAUGGUUGGCUGAGGAGGUGGGGCUGAAGGGCUGUGAGCUAAUGAGGGAACGGGGGUGGACUUUAGGAGGGGAGGCAGACAGGUACCCCCGCCCCUCCACGCAAUGAGUGGUGGAGCUAUCAGAAGGCGAGGAAUGCAAAGGGGGCUGUUCAGUCCUACUCCACCUACCCACACACAGCUCACCAUGCCAAGAUACUGAGGUGAUGGACUGUACUCUUUCACCCUCCCUCCCUCCCUCCCUCCCUCCCUCCCAGUAUCUCUCUCCCACUGAACCUUCUGGAGGUGACGUGACGUGACGUGACCCAUGCAAUGCUAGGAGUUCUAUCUGGUGCCUUGGACCUAUCUGGUGCCAUCUUCACACCCUUAGCCUGAACACGACCAGCCUCCACCUCCGCCUAGCCAUUCCUCAUUGUGCUCAUCACCCCCUUGUCUCCCAGUCUGAUCCCCUGGUCUCGCCAGAGAGGAGCAGACAGCAUAAGCCCAUUUCACAUCUGAGGAACGUCUGAGGGACCCGUGGCACCACACAAAGGAGGAUCCAGCCCCAUGGCGCAUAAGAACUCAGGAAGGAUGAGCAUCCACAUCUAGCAGAUUUUUUUUGUCUUUUUCAGAGCAAAGUGUGCAAGAAAUAGGGGGAGAGACAUACGCCUGUGAAAUAAAGAGAGGGAACAGGACAGGGAGAAGCGGGGGAGAAUGCCUUUUGGGGGGUUUUCAGGGCUGAAGGAGCGGGUUCUGAAACCAGGGAAGGAGGAGGUGAAGAAUACAGUAGGAGACGGUCUGGGGAACCUGCAGAGGUGAGUCUGGGACUGUCUGGAAGUGAUGGAGGAACUGGGAUUGUAUAGGUGUGAAUCCCUACUCUCUGACUGAGAGAUGUGUGUGACUCAAUGGGGGUGAAAGCGCGGCACAGUGCAGGUUUGAUAUCUACUUAUAGCAAUAGAUCUGAUAAUUUCACAUAAGUGUGUUGUAAGAUACUAUUUCGGUGGACUUGUAGGUAUUGUAUCUUAGUUAUCUUAUUGUAUUUAAGGAUCUUUAUAUAGCUUGGUCAAAGUUCUAAUCCAAAUUAUAGUCCUAUAGGCUAGAAUAAAAAAAUCAGUAUAUUCACUGGUAAACAUUGUAGUGCUAUAAUCCCAAACAUAGAUCAUUUGAUCAAAAUUCUAUAAUCUAUUAACAAAGCCAGUGGUGGGGACCAGGAGGAUUGAAGAGCCUUAGAGGCAGAACAUGAAGCUCACCAUGUACUGUACCCAGAGAUCCCAGAGAUAACUAAAUAUUUGAUUAUUUUGCUUGCCAGGCAAUCCCAGUGACGUAGUCCCAGGUUUUAUUUUAAGACAUUAUGAUACAUAUUUCACAAGGGGAGGACGAUGAAUAUGGAACUUCCACAUAAGAGGUAGAUUGUUGUCUUAAAAUAGAUAAACCGAGUAAGUGGGCAAUUUCCUGUGAAAGGGAAUUUUGCAUGUUGAGAGCCAGAAUGCUCACUGUGCAGUCUGAAAUAGAACAAGAGAAAGCCAAACAGUGUGAACAGUUGAUUGAUUAUUUCAGAAUCUCCAAUACGAAAUUGUAUAAAGAAGGUGAACUGGACAUAUUUAUCCAACAAGCUAUUUUCAUGUAUCUAAGGAUUGUAAUAUCAGUACACUGAAAAUGUGUUUUCAUUCCAAUUGUGUCCAUCUGUGGUCAGCUUACUUUCUAUUUUAUGUCAUACAUUUACAUCAGUUUAAUUUGAAACACUGUACAAACACCGGGAAAAGGCUAAAUGAAAUGUUUCAUUAAAGUCUACAAGGAUCCAUGCCGUGGGAAAAUGCUAUUCCACCAAACUGCUAAAAUCAAUACUAGCAGGUGAAACUAAAGAAAUGUGAAUCCAGAGAGACCAAGAGAGGAAAAUAUGAAUUAAGCAUGAGCAGAAUGAAUCAUUAGGCUUAAUCUCAUUUUCAGAUGAAACCUGUUUGUUUUUUCAAGAGGGUAUUCCAGAUUGCUCUGGGACAGACUACAUUAUUUAUCGAGUUAUAUAUUAUGGAUCCAGUUAAUCACUCUUUCAAUUUUGUCUUAUGAAUCAAUUAUAGCCUGACUAUAAAGUGAGUAUCAUAAAAACAGAAAUAAUUUCCAUUCAAUAAUUAACUUAACACUUCAUUUGACACAGUCCAGAAAUGGCCAGGCAUUUUCUACCAAACUGCGCUAAAUCCCAAAAAAAUAAUCUUUCCUAUGAGACGUUAGUCUGAAAAAAAAAAAAAAUCACACGGAAUGACAUGCUUCUCUCAAUAGGGUCUCUCUAGAAUGUUGCUGGCCAGUCCGUCUGUUAACUGACACUGUUUUAGUCCGUUCGUAAUACCUUCUUUAAAUAUAAGCUUUCCUUGGUACAAAAAAGGUUGCGAGAUAAUGACAUUGAACAAUAAAACACAAAUACAUAUUCUGUUCUGUAUGACAACUCAGUCAUAGACACAGUUGUGUAAAGUAACUAAGUAAAAGUACUACACUCUAAAAAGAAAAAGGUUCCUAGAGUAUCCUUUAGGGGUUCUUCAAAUUGAAACUGUGGGGGAACCCCUAUAACCUAUUCGAAGAACCCUUUAAAAGGGUUCUUAAAAUAAUCCCUUUUGAUGAAUCCUUGAAGAACCCAUUGAAUAACAUUUUUGGGGUUAAUUUUUGAAUUACCCCCCUCCCCUAUUAUUACACAUAACAAUAAAACAAUAUUUUAGUUGUCAGUGUCUAUGAUUUCAGUGGCAAAGCAGAAUAAAAAAAAUCCAAAUAUGAGGUAAACUCCCAGCAGAACACCAAGUCCAAUGGGUAUAUCCUCUGGCGUGUUGACGUUAAUGUGUUGAUGUUCUCCGUAUCCAUAGCCAGAAUGAUUUUGCAGUGCAUGGUGAUCGAACAGGUUUCCUGUUAUAUUCAUUAGAGGUGUAGGGAGGGUGAAGUCUGUGAAUCCCAAAAAUAGUAAUUAUACAGAUGAUUAACAAAACAUGCACGACAGUAUUCAUACCUUGGUUUUUGUGGUGAAUGUGAAUGAAAAAAACUGUUUUGAUAAUGGUUUUCAUACACAUACCUUGUCCAUAAUGUAGAGGCCUAUGGGAUUUUAAUUGAAGAGAAAAGGGAGAAUGGUAAGUGUGAUCUGUGUAACAUACCAUUAGUAACUGACAUACCUUUGUAUGCCUCCUCAUCUGUAUACCUGCAGACACAGACACAAAAGUGAGCAGUUCAGUCAUCUGCACCCAAUACAGCUAGCCUUCAACAUAUUCUUAAAGCCUACACAUUCUUACCUCUUUGUUGAUUGAUAUCCAUUGAAUUGUGUCCAUUUACUGUUUUAGAAAGAUUUGCACAAAUAUGAAAAGAUAGAUGGUAUCAUCAUAAAACAAUAUCAAUUUAGAUCGUACAAGGGACAAACCUCACCUUCUGUUAUGAACCCCGGGCUUUAAAAGUCUAGGGUGGAUGGAACAGAGACCCGUAACAUAAUUUAUGCAAAUUAGAAUCAUGACAUGGAAACAGUGAGAACAAAAAAAAUACACCGACAACCAUAAACUACCGUCAAACACAAGAUGUUUAUUUUUAACACACGGUAAAGGUUUGGGAAAAAGGGCUGAGCAGGACCCAAGAAAUGAAACAAUAGUGUAAAAAAAAAAACUAAACUGAUCUUGCCUGCCUCAAGAACCGCUAAGCUACUGCUAAUCAUACAAAAAUUACAGUGGGUGGUCCGCUCAGGUCUAACUAGUGUUUUUAGACAAUUUUCUUCCUACGGGUAAUGUAUGCCCAAGGGCAACUUGCUUAAAUCCCCCUUUUCCCAGAAACACACAAAGUUUCCAAACAGAGUAACCAGCAAAUGAGCGCGUACACAAAACACAGGACACCACAGUAUCCAUACUCACAUACGGAAAAUAGUCUCUUCCAACAAACACAACUGACUGGCUUUUAAAACAAUGGGAGGUGUAAGUGAAAAACCAGAAACAGGUGGUGCAAUACAGAGGAAUGUCCACUGAUUGGUCCACCUCGGCAAUCAGCAGCCAAACGGAUGUCGUACAGGUGGGACACCCCAACGACCACCAAUCAGGAACAUAAAGGACACCUGUGAUUAGGGCAGAAGGAGAGGAAAAACACAAAAACACACACAGGAUACCUGUAUCCGUAACACCUUAAAUUGAGGAGAUCUUUAAAUGUUUCAGUUAAGUGCCUGCACCUGCUGUCCUUUCAAAUUCAAACGUUUCAGUUGGGCAGUUAGCUUCCUGCAAGAACCCCUACCAACUAAGGAGGUUCCUCGAUGAACCCCACCUUCUAUGGGGUUCUUGGAAGAACCUUUUGGGGCAAUUUUCAGUGCCAAGAACCCUAAGGUUCUUCGAAGAACUUUGAGGAUCUUAGAAGAACCCUUGAUGAACCCAUACUUUUUAAUAAAGUAUUUUUUUGUGGAAUCUGUACUAUUUAUAUAUAUUUUUUACAACUUUUACUUCACUACAUUCCUAAAGAAAAUAUGUACUUUUUACUCUCAUACAUUUUCCCUGAUACCCAAAAGUACUUGUUACAUUUCGAAAGCUUUGCAGGACAGGAAAAAGGUAUAAUUCACACACUUAUCAAAAGAACACGUAGUCAUCCCUACUGCCUCUAAACUGGCAGACUCACUAAACACAAAUGCUUCAUUUGUAAAUGAGGUCUGAGUGUUGGAGUGUGCCUCUGGCUAUCCGUAAAUGAAAAAAAGAAACAAUAAAAAAUGGUGCAGUCUGGUUUAUGUAAUAUAAUGAAUUUGAAGGGAUUUAUUGCAUUUACUUUUAGUUUUGAUACUUAAGUAUAUUUAAAACCGGAUACUUUUAGAAUUUUACUCAAGUAAUAUUUUACUGAGUGACUUUCACUUUUACUUGAGUCAUUUUCUACUAAGGUAUGUUUACUUUUACUCAAGCAUGACAAUUGGGAACUUUUUCCACCACUGGAUAGACAUGACGACGUCAUAGACCUCAUGCAGACAGGAUGAUGUCACACUUAACUUUCAUCUGACUGGAAAACAAUACAUCACUUUGGAUUUAUCAAGACAGUCAAUAUUUGAUUAAAUAAGUAAAUAUUUUUUCAAUCAAAUGUUGUUCUUGUGAUUUUACAGAUCAAUUUUAAACAGGAAUUCAUACUCUUUGUCUUUAAAAGACAAUGAGAUUGACAAGGAAAGCAGCUUUGUUUUUAUACCAUCAGUUGACAUGAUCUGUCAGUUGAAUGUCAAAAAGUACAAUAUAAGGUACAGUUGGUUUCUGUGUUUUUGAUGUUGCCACUUGCCACUGUAGCUUUGACCAAAAUGAUGAAAUCAAAAACAAAGCUCUUGAGAAAGAGAGAUUGUUUUCAAUUCUCUGUUGAGGUAUAAUUAUCUCCAUGUUUUUUAUCCACUCGUUAGAGCAGAGAUCAAUUUGGUCUACUUUGACGAUAGAAAAUACUUAAUUAAAAAGGCACUAAUACUGUUUUAUUAGUGUUGAGGCGAGCCAAGCGUCAUUUCCUCACUCUGAUAAUGAUCAACCAUUCUCACAGCAUUUGUCCAGUCUAUUUUAGACAGUAGAGCGCACAAUCUGUGAGCUGGGAAAGAGGGAUGGGGGAUGGAGAAAGCAGGGGUCCCUUACAGAAAAAACACAUGAAUUUCACAUGAUCUUUACAUGUGACAACAUGUAAAGCAACAUGUGAUAACAUGAAACUACACAUGUGAAAACGUGUUCACAUGUGAAAACGUGUUCACAUGUGAAGUGUUCCAAAAUAAAUCAUGUAAUGUUCUGUAAGAGGUGAGUUGGGAAAGACGGAUAGGGGCUGGGGAUGGCAGGUGAGUUGGGGUGGAAGAACUGGGGCUGGGGAAUACAGGGGUGAGUUGGGGUGGAAGGAUGUGGGAUCAUUGGAUGGGGAAGACAGGGGUGAGUUGGGGUGGAGGGAUGGGGGCUAACAGGGUUGGGAAAGACAAGGGUGGCAAGCUGUGGGAGACAGGGAUGAGUUAGAUUCUGCUUGCUAAUAGGUAAUGGGAGAAAACAGCCUUUUGUUCAUUUACGAAUGUGGGCCUUUCAAGCAAGUCCUCAAAGGUGUUUUUGCACAUGAACGACUUGUGAAAUAAUAGAGGACUGGAUGGUGUACAUACUAUAGACCUCUAAAGAGUGCAGGGAAGUAGGAAUGGAGCCCAGCAUCUUUGAUCAAGGGACUAGAUUUUAAAAAUAUAUACAGUGGGGAAAAAAAGUAUUUAGUCAGCCACCAAUUGUGCAAGUUCUCCCACUUAAAAAGAUGAGAGAGGCCUGUAAUUUUCAUCAUAGGUACACGUCAUCUAUGACAGACAAAUUGAGGGAAAAAAAUCCAGAAAAUCACAUUGUAGGAUUUUUUAUGAAUUUAUUUGCAAAUGAUGGUGGAAAAUAAGUAUUUGGUCACCUACAAACAAGCAAGAUUUCUGGCUCUCACAGACCUGUAACUUCUUCUUUAAGAGGCUCCUCUGUCCUCCACUCAUUACCUGUAUUAAUGGCACCUGUUUGAACUUGUUAUCAGUAUAAAAGACACCUGUCCACAACCUCAAACAGUCACACUCCAAACUCCACUAUGGCCAAGACCAAAGAGCUGUCAAAGGACACCAGAAACAAAAUUGUAGACCUGCACCAGGCUGGGAAGACUGAAUCUGCAAUAGGUAAGCAGCUUGGUUUGAAGAAAUCAACUGUGGGAGCAAUUAUUAGGAAAUGGAAGACAUACAAGACCACUGAUAAUCUCCCUCGAUCUGGGGCUCCACGCAAGUUCUCACCCCAUGGGGUCAAAAUGAUCACAAGAACGGUGAGCAAAAAUCCCAGAACCACACGGGGGGACCUAGUGAAUGACCUGCAGAGAGCUGGGACCAAAGUAACAAAGCCUACCAUCAGUAACACACUACGCCGGCAGGGACUCAAAUCCUGCAGUGUCAGACGUGUCCCCCUGCUUAAGCCAGUAUAUGUCCAGGCCCGUCUGAAGUUUGCUGGAGUGCAUUUGGAUGAUCCAGAAGAGGAUUGGGAGAAUGUCAUAUGGUCAGAUGAAACCAAAAUAUAACUUUUUGGUAAAAACUCAACUUGUCGUGUUUGGAGGACAAAGAAUGCUGAGUUGCACCAUACCUACUGUGAAGCAUGGGGGUGGAAACAUCAUGCUUUGGGGCUGUUUUUCUGCAAAGGGACCAGGACGACUGAUCCGUGUAAAGGAAAGAAUGAAUGGGGCCAUGUAUUGUGAGAUUUGAGUGAAAACCUCCUUCCAUCAGCAAGGGCAUUGAAGAUGAAACGUGGCUGGGUCUUUCAGCAUGACAAUGUUCCCAAACACACCGCCCGGGCAACGAAGGAGUGGCUUCGUAAGAAGCAUUUCAAGGUCCUGGAGUGGCCUAGCCAGUCUCCAGAUCUCAACCCCAUAGAAAAUCUUUGGAGGGAGUUGAAAGUCCGUGUUGCCCAGCGACAGCCCCAAAACAUCACUGCUCUAGAGAGAUCUGCAUGGAGGAAUGGGCCAAAAUACCAGCAACAGUGUGUGAAAACCUUGUGAAGACUUACAGAAAACGUUUGACCUGUGUCAUUGCCAACAAAGGGUAUAUAACAAAGUAUUGAGAAACUUUUGUUAUUGACCAAAUACUUAUUUUCCACCAUAAUUUGCAAAUAAAUUCAUUAAAAAUCCUACUAUGUGAUUUUCUGGAAUUUUAUUUCUCAUUUUGUCUGUCAUAGUUGACGUGUACCUAUGAUGAAAAUUACAGGCCUCUCUCAUCUUUUUAAGUGGGAGAACUUGCACAAUUGGUGGCUGACUAAAUACUUUUUUUCCCCACUGUAUACAGUGAAGAGAACAAGUAUUUGAUACACUGUUGAUUUUGAAGGUUUUCCUACUUACAAAGCAUGUAGAGGUCUGUAAUUUUUCUUCUUCUGUAACUCUCAACUGUGAGAGACGGAAUCUAAAACAACAAUCCAGAAAAUCACAUUGUAUGAUUUUUAAGUAAUUAAUUUGCAUUUUAUUGCAUGACAUAAGUAUUUGAUCACCUACCAACCAGUAAGAAUUCCGGCUCUCACAGACCUGUUAGUUUUUCUUUAAGAAGCCCUCCUGUUCUCCACUCAUUGCCUGUAUUAACUGCACCUGUUUGAACUCGUUAUCUGUAUAAAAGACACCUGUCCACACACUCAAUCAAACAGACUCCAACCUCUCCACAAUGGCCAAGACCAGAGAGCUGUGUAAGGACAUCAGGGAUAAAAUUGUAGACCUGCACAAGGCUGGGAUGGGCUACAGGACAAUAGGCAAGCAGCUUGGUGAGAAGGCAACAACUGUUGGCGCAAUUAUUAGAAAAUGGAAGAAGUUCAAGAUGACGGUCAAUCACCCUCGGUCUGGGGCUCCAUGCAAGAUCUCACCUCGUGGGGCAUCAAUGAUCAUGAGGAAGGUGAGGGAUCAGCCCAGAACUACACGGCAGGACCUGGUCAAUGACCUGAAGAGAGCUGGGACCACAGUCUCAAAGAAAACCAUUAGUAACACACUACGCCGUCAUGGAUUAAAAUCCUGCAGCGCACGCAAGGUCCCCCUGCUCAAGCCAGCGCAUGUCUAGACCCAUCUGAAGUUUGCCAAUGACCAUCUGGAUGAUCCAGAGGAGGAAUGGGAGAAGGUCAUGUGGUCUGAUGAGACAAAAAUAGAGCUUUUUGGUCUAAACUCCACUCGCCGUGUUUGGAGGAAGAAGAAGGAUGAGUACAACCCCAAGAACACGAUCCCAACCGUGAAGCAUGGAGGUGGAAACAUCAUUCUUUGGGGAUGCUUUUCUGCAAAGGGGACAGGACGACUGCACCGUAUUGAGGGGAGGAUGGAUGGGGCCAUGUAUUGCGAGAUCUUGGCCAACAACCUCCUUCCCUCAGUAAGAGCAUUGAAGAUGGGUCGUGGCUGGGUCUUCCAGCAUGACAACGACCCGAAACACACAGCCAGGGCAACUAAGGAGUGGCUCCGUAAGAAGCAUCUCAAGGUCCUGGAGUGGCCUAGCCAGUCUCCAGACCUAAACCCAAUAGAAAAUCUUUGGAGGGAGCUGAAAGUCCGUAUUGCCCAGCGACAGCCCCGAAACCUGAAGGAUCUGGAGAAGGUCUGUAUGGAGGAGUGGGCCAAAAUCCCUGCUGCAGUGUGUCCAAACCUGUUCAAGACCUACAGGAAACGUAUGAUCUCUGUAAUUGCAAACAAAGGUUUCUGUACCAAAUAUUAAGUUCUGCUUUUCUGAUGUAUCAAAUAAUUAUGUCAUACAAUAAAAUGCAAAUGUAUUACUUAAAAAUCAUACAAUGUGAUUUUCUGGAUUUUUGUUUUAGAUUCCGUCUCUCACAGUUGAAGUGUACCUAUGAUAAAAAUUACAGACCUCUACAUGCUUUGUAAGUAGGAAAACCUGCAAAAUCGGCAGUGUAUCAAAUACUUGUUCUCCCCACUGUAUAUAUAUAUACUACCAGUCAAAAGUUUGGACACACCUACUCAUUCAAGAGUUUCUUUAUUUUUUUACUAUUUUUUACAUUGUAGAAUAAUAGUGAAGACAUCAAAACAUUCCAGGUGACUACCUAAUGAAGCUGUUUGAGAGAAUGCCAAGAGUGUGCAAAGCUGUCAUCAAGGCAAAGGGUGGCUAUUUGAAUAAUCUCAAAUAUAAAAUAUUUAGAUUUGUUUAACACUUUUUUUGGUUAGUACAUGAUUCCAUAUGUGUUAUUUCAUAGUAUUCCAAUUAACAGGUGUGCCUUCUUAAAAGUUAAUUUGUGGAAUUUCUUUCCUUCUUAAUGUGUUUGAGUCAAUCAGUUGUGUUGUGACAAGGUAGGGGGGGUAUACAGAAGAUAGCCCUAUUUGGUAAAAGACCAAGUCCAUAUUAUGGCAAGAACAGCUCAAAUAAGCAAAGAGAAACGACAGUCCAUCAUUACUUUAAGAUAUGAAGGUCAGUCAAUACGGAACAUUUCAAUAUCUUUUAAAGUUUCUUCAAGUGCAGUCGCAAAAACCAUAAAGCGCUAUGAUGAAACUGGCUCUCAUGAGGACCACCACAGGAAUGGAAGACCCAGAGUUACCUCUGCUGCAGAGGAUAAGUUCAUAAGAGUUACCAGCUUCAGAAAUUGCAGCCCAAAAAAAUGCUUCACAGAGUCACAGACCCAUCUCAACAUCAACUGUUCAGAGGGGACUGUGUGAAUCAGGCCUUCAUGGUCGAAUUGCUGCAAAGAAACCACUACUAAAGGACAGCAAUAAGAAGAAGAGACCUGCUUGGCCAAAGAAACACGAGCAAUGGACAUUAGACCGGUGGACAUUUUUGGUUCCAGCUGCCGUGUCUUUGUGAGACGCGGUGUGGGUGAACAGAUGAUCUCCGCAUAUGUAGUUCCCACCGUAAAGCAUGGAGGAGGAGGUGUUAUGGUGUGGGGCUGCUUUGUUGGUGACACUGUCUGUGAUUUAUUUAGAAUUCAAGGCACACUUAACCAGCAUGGCUACCACAGCAUUCUGCAGCAAUAUGCCAUCUGGUUUGGGCUUAGUGGGACUUUUUUGGUUACGAAAUGAUUCCAUAUGUGUUAUUUAAUAUUUUUCAUGUCUUCACUAUUAUUCUGCAAUGUAGAAAAUAGUAAAAAUAAAGAAAAACCCUUGAAUGAGUAGGUGUGUCCAAACUUUUGACUGGUACUGUAUACAGUGAGGGAAAAAAGUAUUUGAUCUCCUGCUGAUUUUGUACGUUUGCCCACAUACAAAGACAUGAUCAGUCUAUAAUUUUAAUGGUAGGUUUAUUUGAACAGUGAGAGACAGAAUAACAACAACAAAUUCCAGAAAAACGCAUGUCAAAAAUUUUAUAAAUUGAUUUGCAUUUUAAUGAGGAAAAUAAGUAUUUUACCCCUCUGCAAAACAUUACUUAGUACUUGGUGGAAAAACCCUUGUUGGCACAGAGGUCAGCCGUUUCUUGUAGUUGGCCACCAGGUUUGCACACAUCUCAGGAGGGAUUUUGUCCCACUCCUCUUUGCAGAUCUUCUCCAAGUCAUUAAGGUUUCGAGGCUGACGUUUGGCAACUCAAACCUUCAGCUCCCUCCACAUAUUUUCUAUGGGAUUAAGGUCUGGAGAUUGGCAAGGCCACUCCAGGAACUUAAUGUGCUUCUUCUUGAGCCACUCCUUUGUUGCCUUGGCCGUGUGUUUUGGGUCAUUGUCAUGCUGGAAUACCCAUCCACGACCCAUUUUCAAUGCCCUGGCUGAGGGAAGGAGGUUCUCACACAAGAUUUGAUGGUACAUGGCCCCGUCCAUCGUCCCUUUGAUGCUGUGAAGUUGUCCUGUCCCCUUAGCAGAAAAACAACCCCAAAGCAUAAUGUUUCCACCUCCAUGUUUGACGGUGGGGAUGGUGUUCUUGGGGUCAUAGGCAGCAUUCCUCCUCCUCCAAACACGGCGAGUUGAGUUGAUGCCAAAGAGCUCGAUUUUGGUCUCAUCUGACCACAACACUUUCACCCAGUUCUCCUCUGAAUCAUUCAGAUGUUCAUUGGCAAACUUCAGACGGCCCUGUAUAUGUGCUUUCUUGAGCAGGGGGACCUUGCGGGCGCUGCAGGAUUUCAGUCCUUCACGGCGUAGUGCGUUACCAAUUGUUUUUAUUGGUGACUAUGGUCCCAGCUGCCUUGAGAUCAUUGACAAGAUCCUCCUGUGUAGUUCUGUGCUGAUUCCUCACCGUUCUCAUGAUCAUUGCAACUCCACGAGGUGAGAUCUUGCAUGGAGCCCCAGGCCGAGGGAGAUUGACAGUUCUUUUGUGUUUCUUCCAUUUGCGAAUAAUCGCACCAACUGUUGUCACCUUCUCACCAAGCUGCUUGGCGAUGGUCUUGUAGCCCAUUCCAGCCUUGUGUAGGUCUACAAUCUUGUCCCUGACAUCCUUGGAGAGCUCUUUGGUCUUGGCCAUGGUGGAGAGUUUGGAAUCUGAUUGAUUGAUUGCUUCUGUGGACAGGUGUCUUUUAUACAGGUAACAAACUGAGAUUAGGAGCACUCCCUUUAAGAGUGUGCUCCUAAUCUCAGCUCGUUACCUGUAUAAAAGACACCUGGGAUCCAGAAAUCUUUCUGAUUGAGAGGGGUCAAAUACUUAUUUCCCUCAUUAAAAUGCAAAUCAAUUUAUAACAUUUUUGAAAUGCGUUUUUCUGGAUUUUUGUUGUUGUUAUUCUGUCUCUCACUGUUCAAAUAAACCUACCAUUAAAAUUAUAGACUGAUCAUUUCUUUGUCAGUGGGCAAACAUACAAAAUCAGCAGGGGAUCAAAUACUUUUUUCCUUCACUGUAUAUACACUACCGGUCAAAAUUUUUAGAACACCUACUCAUUCAAGGUUUUUUUGUUAUUUUCUACAUUGUACAAUAAUAGUGAAGACAUCAAAACUAUUAAAUAACACAUAUGGAAUCAUGUAGUAACACAAAGUGUUAAACAAAUCAAAAGAUAAUGUUAUAUUUGAGAUUCUUUCAAGUAGCCACCCUUUGCCUUGAUUACAGCUUUGCACACUCUUGGCAUUCUCUCAACCAGCUUCAUGAGGUAGUCACCUGGAAUGCAUUUCAAUUAACAGGUGUGCCUUCUUAAAAGUUUAAUUUGUGGAAUUUCUUUCCUUCUUAAUGCAUUUGAGCCAAUCAGUUGUGUUGUUACAAGGUAGGGGGGUAUACAGAAGAUAGCCCUAUUUGGUAAAAGACCAAGUCCAUAUUAUGGCAAGAACAGCUCAAAUAAGCAAAGAGAAACGACAGUCCAUCAUUACUUUAAGACAUGAAGGUCAGUCAAUACGGAACAUUUCAAGAACUCUUCAAGUGUAGUCGCAAAAACCAUCAAGCGCUAUGAUGAAACGGGCUCUCAUGAGUACCACCUCAGGAAUGGAAGACCCAAAGUUACCUCUGCUGCAGAGGAUAAGUUCAUUAGAGUUACCAGCCUCAGAAAUUGCAGCCCAAAUAAAUGCUUCACAAAGUUCAAGUCACAGACACAUCUCAACAUCAACUGUUCAGAGGGGACUGUGUGAAUCAGGCCUUCAUGGUCAAAUUGCUGCAAAGAAACCCCUACUAAAGGACACCAAUAAGAAGAAGACACCUGCUUGGGCCAAGAAACACGAGCAAUGGACAUUAGACAGGAGGAAAUUUGUCCUUAGGUCUGGAGUCCAAAUUUGAGAUUUCUGGUUCAAACUGCCGUCUCUUUGUGAGACGCUGUGUGGGUGAACGGAUGAUAUCCGCAUGUGUAGUUCCCACCGUAAAGCAUGGAGGAGGAGAUGUGAUGGUGUGGGGGUGCUUUGCUGGUGACACUGUCUGUGAUCUAUUUAGAAUUCAAGGCACACGUAACCAGCAUGGCUACCAAAGCAUUCUGCAGCGAUACGCCAUUCCAUCUGGUUUGGGCUUAAUGGGACUAUCAUUUGUUUUUCAACAGGACAACGAACCAACACACCUCCAGGAUGUGUAAGGGCUAUUUAAACAAGAAGGAGAGUGAUGGAGUGCUGCAUCAGAUGACCUGGCCUCCACAAUCUCCCGACCUCAACCCAAUUGAGAUGGUUUGGGAUGAGUCGGACGGCAGAGUGAAGGAAAAGCAGCCAACAAGUGCUAAGCAGAUUUGUUUAACACUUUUUGGUUACUACAUGAUUCCAUAUGUGUUAUUUAAUAGUUUUGAUGUCUUCACUAUUAUUCUACAAAGUAGAAAAUAGCAAAAAUAAAGAUAAACCCUUGAAUUAGUAGGUGUCUAAAACUUUUGACCGGUAGUAUAUACAGUGGGGAAAAAAAGUAUUUAGUCAGCCACCAAUUGUGCAAGUUCUCCCACUUAAAAAGAUGAGAGAGGCCUGUAAUUUUCAUCAUAGUACACGUCAACUAUGACAGACAAAUUGAGGAAAAGAAAUCCAGAAAAUCACAUUGUAGGAUUUUUAAUGAAUUUAUUUGCAAAUUAUGGUGGAAAAUAAGUAUUUGGUCACCUACAAACAAGCAAGAUUUCUGGCUCUCACAGACCUGUAACAACUUCUUUAAGAGGCUCCUCUGUCCUCCACUCGUUACCUGUAUUAAUGGCACCUGUUUGAACUUGUUAUCAGUAUAAAAGACACCUGUCCACAACCUCAAACAGUCACACUCCAAACUCCACUAUGGCCAAGACCAAAGAGCUGUCAAAGGACACCAGAAACAAAAUUGUAGACCUGCACCAGGCUGGGAAGACUGAAUCUGCAAUAGGUAAGCAGCUUGGUUUGAAGAAAUGAACUGCGGGAUGAAUUAUUAGGAAAUGGAAGACAUACAAGACCACUGAUAAUCUCCCUCGAUCUGGGGCUCCACGCAAGAUCUCACCCCGUGGGGUCAAAAUGAUCACAAGAACGGUGAACAAAAAUCCCAGAACCACACGGGGGGACCUAGUGAAUGACCUGCAGAGAGCUGGGACCAAAGUAACAAAGCCUACCAUCAGUAACACACUACGCCGCCAGGGACUCAAAUCCUGCAGUGCCAGACGUGUCCCCCUGCUUAAGCCAGUACAUGUCCAGGCCCGUCUGAAGUUUGCUAGAGUGCAUUUGGAUGAUCCAGAAGAGGAUUGGGAGAAUGUCAUAUGGUCAGAUGUGUCUCCCGAGUGGCGCAGUGGUCUAAGGCACUGCAUCGCAGUGCUAGCUGUGUCACUAGAGAUCCUGGUUCGAAUCCAGGCUCUGUCGUAGCCGGCCGCGACCGGGAGACCCAUGGGGUGGCGCACAAUUGGCCCAGGGUAGGGGAGGGAAUGGCCGGCAGGGAUGUAGCUCAGUUGGUAGAGCAUGGCGUUUGCAAUGCCAGGGUUGUGGGUUCGAUUCCCACGGGGGGUAUAAAAAAUAAUGUAUGCACUAACUGUAAGUCGCUCUGGAUAAGAGCGUCUGCUAAAUGACUAAAAUGUAAUGAAACCAAAAUAGAACUUUUUGGUAAAAACUCAACUCGUCGUGUUUGGAGGACAAAGAAUGCUGAGUUGCAUCCAAAGAACACCAUACCUACUGUGAAGCAUGGGGGUGGAAACAUCAUGCUUUGGGGCUGUUUUUCUGCAAAGGGACUACGACGACUGAUCCGUGUAAAGGAAAGAAUGAAUGGGGCCACGUAUCGUGAGAUUUUGAGUGAAAACCUCCUUCCAUCAGCAAGGGCAUUGAAGAUGAAACAUGGCUGGGUCUUUCAGCAUGACAAUGAUCCCAAACACACCGCCCGGGCAACGAAGGAGUGGCUUCAUAAGAAGCAUUUCAAGGUCCUGGAGUGGCCUAGCCAGUCUCCAGAUCUCAACCCCAUAGAAAAUCUUUGGAGGGAGUUGAAAGUCCGUGUUGCCCAGCGACAGCCCCAAAACAUCACUGCUCUAGAGGAGAUCUGCAUGGAGGAAUGGGCCAAAAUACCAGCAACAGUGUGUGAAAACCUUGUGAAGACUUACAGAAAACAUUUGACCUGUGUCAUUGCCAACAAAGGGUAUAUAACAAAGUAUUGAGAAACUUUUGUUAUUGACCAAAUACUUAUUUUCCACCAUAAUUUGCAAAUCAAUUCAUUAAAAAUCCUACAUUGUGAUUUUCUGAAAUGUUUCUUCUCAUUUUGUCUGUCAUAGUUGACGUGUACCUAUGAUGAAUAUUACAGGCCUCUUUCAUCUUUUUAAGUGGGAGAACUUGCACAAUUGGUGGCUGACUAAAUACUUUUUCCCCCCCCACUGUGUGUGUAUAUAUAUAUAUAUAUAUAUAUAUAUAUAUAUAUAUAUAUAUAUAUAUAUAUAUAUACACACAGUGCUUUCGGAAAGUAUUCAGACCCCCCUUAUUCUAAAAUUGAUUAAAUAAAAAUAAAUCCUUAUCAAUCUACACACAAUUCCCCAUAAUGACAAAGUGAAAACAGGUCUUUAGAAAUAUUUGCAAAUUUAUAAAAAAUUUAAAACAGAAAUACCUUAUUUACAUAAGUGUUCAGACCCUUUGCUAUGAGACUCGAAAUUGAGCUCAGGUGCAUCCUGUUUCCGUUGAUCAUCAUUGAGAUGUUUCUACAACUUGAUUGGAGUCCACCCGUGUUCAAUUCAAUUGAUUGGACAUGAUUUGGAAAGGCACACACCUGUCUGUAUAAGGUCCCGCAGUUGACAGUGCAUAUCAGAGCAAAAACCAAGCCAUGAGGUCGAAGGAAUUGUCCGUAGCGCUCCAAGGCGGGAUUGUGUCGAGGCACAGAUCUGGGGAAGGGUACCAAAAAAUGUUUGCAGCCUUGAAGAUCCCCAAGAACACAGUGGCCUCCAUCAUUCUUAAAUGGAACAAGUUUGGAACCACCAAGACUCUUCCUAGAGCUGGCUGCCCGGCCAAACUGAGCAAUUGGGGGAGAAUUACCUUGGUCAGGUAGGUGGCCAAGAACCAGAGUUCCUCUGUGGAGAUGGGAGAACCUUCCAGAAGGACAACCAUCUCUGCAGCACUCCACCAAUCAAGCCUUUAUGGUAGAGUGGCCAGACGGAAGCCACUCCUCACUAAGAAGCACAUGACAGCUCUCUUGGAGUUUGCCAAAAGGCACCUAAAGGACUCUCAGUCCAUGAGAAACAAGAUUCUCUGGUCUGAAGAAACCAAGAUUCAACUCUUUGGCCUGAAUGCCAAGCGUCACGUCUGGAGGAAACCUGGCACCAUACCUACGGUGAAGCAUGGGUGGUGGCAGCAUCAUGCUGUGGGGAUGUUUUUCAGUGGCAGGGACUGGGAGACUAGUCAGGAUCGAGGGAAAGAUGAAUGGAACAAAAUACAGAGAGAUCCUUGAUGAAAACCUGCUCCAGAGCGCUCAGGACCUCAGACUGGGGCGAAGGUUCACCUUCCAACAGGACAACGACCCUAAGCACACAGCCAAGUCAACACAGGAGUGGCUUCGGGACAAGUCUCUGAAUGUCCUUGAGUGGCCUAGCCAGAGCCCGGACUUCAACACGAUCUAACAUCUCUGGAGAGACCUGAAAAUAGCUGUGUGGUGAUGCUCCCCAUUCAACCUGACAGAGCUUGAGAGGAUCUGCAGAGAAGAAUGAAAGAAACUCCCUAAAUACAGGUGUGCCAAGCUUGUAGCGUCAUACCCAAGAAGACUUGAGGCUGUAAUCGCUGCCAGGCGCUUCAACAAAGUACUGAGUAAAGGGUCUGAAUACUUAUGUAAAUGUAAUAUUUCAGUUUUGUAUUUGUAAUACAUUUGCAAAAAAUUAUUGCUUCGUCGUUAUUGGGUAUUGUGUGUAGAUUGAUGAGGGGGAAAAACGAUUUAAUCAAUUUCAGAAUAAGGCUGUAAUGUAACAAAAUGUGGAAAAAGUCAAGGGGUCUGAAUACUUUCCGAAUGCACUUUGUGGUUGUUCUAUGUUUAGCUACAGCUAAUUAUUUGACUAGGGUUGUAAAGCUACUGGUAAUUUACCAAAGUUACUGGAAUAAUGGUAAUUAACAGGUAAUCAAUGGCAAUCUAUGGUAAUUUUGGUCAUUUAUACUUAAAAAAAUAAUCAUAUAUAGUAUUCAUUUUUUUAUAUCUGUGUCCAACUGUCUAUAUUAUCUAUGAGUUUCUAGUACAUAGACCAUAUGGUUAAAGAGAAAAUAGCCUAAUUAAUGAAAAAAGCAUCUAAUCAACAAUGGCAUUAUUUUCAAUUAACUCUGCAACUCUUCCAACUCUCAAACUGUCACCAGUUUGGCCCCAAAACAUUUACAAGACAUAUUGACAUAGUAACAAAAGUGUGUAAAAAACAAUAGAAGUGUGCUGAAACCCUCAUAUUAAACAGGAUAAUGUUUUACAGCUUUAUUUUUUUAUUUUAUUUUUUUUCUUAUUUUACAUGUGAUAAGGCCACACAGACGGCCAGAGAUAAUUACAGACACCUCUGAUCAUCUAAAGUACCAAAAAAAAACAUUAGAUAUAAUCUUAUCAAGUUCUAUAUAUUCCUUUAAAGUUAAAAAAAAUUCUGGUCGUUUACUGGUAAACUUCAAAAGUUUCCAGUAAUAUACCCUCCCUUUGCAAGCUUUGACACUUCAGUUCUUUUUAGGUGCACUUUACCUGUUCUGCAGCAGAUAAGAUUAGCGCUCUAUGCUCUCAUGCGUUACUUAGGGAACCUGAGUAUGGUGCAAAUUCUAAAAUAGCUGACUCAGUCUAUGUCAAUGGACAACACGAAACACUACGGCUAAAGACAGUUGAUAAGAUGCUUCACUCACACAUUUCAAUGGGUUGGGUCAAAGGUAGCAAAUAAAGCAUCUACAGCUUCUCUAUAAGGCACAGUUACCUGUCCCUUAUCAUAAUAAUUGUAGCAAAUAAGGACUUUCUUCAGGGUGUCUUAUAAGAUUGGAUACCUGUCCAUCAAACACUCUGUCUGUAAGCUGCCUGGAGGUGUGUUGAGGAUAUCUAUUACACUGUCAUCCAUUGGGUUUGUGCUGUGCAAAUGAACUCCACACCAAUGUAACACAAAGAGGCUGAUACUGUUUACAUUCAGUCCGUUUGUGAUGGAUGGGAUGACGCUUCAAACACUGACCGUAUUCACCUGUGAAUCACAACAGCUGUCCAUAUGAAGUGGAUUGAAAACAUAUACAUAUUUAGGAAAUAACAUUCAAUAACAAUGGAUGUAUGUGCAAGGGAGACCAAAUGCAUGAUAAAAAAACAGACCCCUUGAACCCCAUAUUCAUUUCUUCCCAGAGAGAGGAACUCCGGUGGAGAUCUGAAGGGGCCAGAUGAAAGCAAUUCCUGCUCGCUGUGGGAUGAGGGCAGAGAGGGAUGCUGGGUAAUGGAACAGGUGUACAGUAGUGGGGAGGAGGGCGAGGGGGAGCCAAAUAUCAGAUGCACAGUGACCUUUUCAGAACGGCAUGUGGGCAGCGGGGAGUCUCCUCUCCUUCCUGUCUUUUAAAGACUGUUUUAAAUAUCAUAGUACAUUUAAUGUAAAGCGUCAUUCAAGGGUAUCAGGUAUACAAAUAGUUUUUGUAUACACCAUACUUGUUUGUAGUAGACCUAUGUAGUGUAGUAUGUGUCACGAUCGUCUAAAACAGGAGACCAAGGCGCAGCGUUGCGAGUGAACAUAGUAUAUUUAUUAAACGCUCACACGAGCAAAACAACUAAACAACGAAUCCGUGACGUCUGUGGUACAACACGCACACACACGAACAAAAACCCACAACACCCACAGGAAAACAUACAGAUUAAAUAUGGCUCCCAAUCAGAGAUAACGAGCCGACAGCUGACACUCGUUACCUCCGAUUGGGAGUCACUGAACCAAACAAAGAUAUACAACACAUAGAACUACCCAACCAAACAAAACACCACGAAACGAACACACCCUGGCUCAACACACAAAGUCCCGGAGCCAGAGUGUGACAGUACCCCCCCCCUAAAGGCGCGGACUGCGACCGCGCCUCAACUAGGGCUAACCAAGGGAGGGCUGGGUGGGCAUACCUCUUCGGCGGUGGUUCUGGCUCUGGUCGUGGUCCCCACCCCACCAUAGUCACUACCCGCUUCCGUAGCCUCCUCCAACUGACCACCCUCCAACUUACCCCCACCGGAUUAAGGGGCAGCACCGGACUAAGAGGCAGCACCGGACUAAGGGGCAGCACCGGACUAAGGGGCAGCACCGGACUGAAUGGCGGAUCCGGGCUGGCUGGCGGACCCCGGCUGGAUGGCUCAUGGCUGGCUGACGGAUCUGGCUGCUCAUGGCUGGCUGACGGAUCUGGCUGCUCAUGGCUGGCUGACGGAUCUGGCUGCUCAUGGCUGGCUGACGGAUCUGGCUGCUCAUGGCAGGCUGACGGAUCUGGCUGCUCAUGGCUGGCCGACGAAUCUGGCUGCUCAUGGCAGGCUGACGGAUCUGGCUGCUCAUGGCUGGCGGAAGGCUCUGGCUGCUCAUGGCAGGCUGACGGAUCUGGCUGCUCAUGGCUGGCGGAAGGCUCUGGCUGAUCCUGUCUGGCGGAAGGCUCUGGCUGAUCCUGUCUGGCGGAAGGCUCUGGCUGAUCCUGUCUGGCGGAAGGCUCUGGCUGAUCCUGUCUGGCGGAAGGCUCUGGCUGAUCCUGUCUGGCGGAAGGCUCUGGCUGAUCCUGUCUGGCGGAAGGCUCUGGCUGAUCCUGUCUGGCGGAAGGCUCUAGCGGCUCCUGUCUGGCGGAAGGCUUUAGCGGCUCCGGUCUGGCGGACGGCUCUGAAGGCUCAUGGCAGACGGGCGGCUUUGCAGGCUCAGUACAGACGGGCAGUUCAUGCAGCGCUUGGCAGACGGACAGUUCAGACGGCGUUGGGCAGACAGGCAGUUCAGGCGCCGUUGGGCAGACGGGCAGUUCAGGCGCCGUUGGGCAGACGGGCAGUUCAGGCGCCGUUGGGCAGACGGCAGACUCUGGCCGGCCGAGACGCACUAUAGGCCUGGUGCGUGGUGCCGGAACUGGUGGUCCCGGGCUGAGGACACGCAUCUCAGGGCUAGUGCGGGGAGCAGCAACAGGACGCACAGGACUCUGGGGACACACAGGAGGCUUGGUGCGUGGUGUAGGCACUGGUGGUACUGGGCUGGAGCGGGGAGGUGGCGCCGGAAAUACCGGACCGUGCAGGCUUACUGGCUCCCUUGAGCACUGAGCCUGCCCAACCUUACCUGGUUGUAUGCUCCCCGUCGCCCGACCAGUACGGGAAGGAGGAAUAACCCGCACCGGGCUAUGUAGGCGAACCGGGGACACCAUGCGUAAGGCUGGUGCCAUGUAAGCCGGCCCGAGGAGACGCACUGGUGGCCUGAUGCGUUGGACCGGCUUCAUGACAUCCGGCUCAACGCUCAAUCUAGCCCGGCCGAUACGUGGAGCUGGAAUGUACCGAACCGGGCUAUGCACGCGUACAGGAGACACCAUGCGCUCAACUGCGUAACACGGUGUCUGCCCGUACUCUCGCUCUCCACGGUAAGUACAGGGGGUAGGCGCAGGUCUCCUACCUGACUUCGCCACACUCCCUUUAAGGCCCCCCCCAAGACAUUUUUGGCUAGUGCUCACGGGCUUCCAGCCUUGCCUCUGUGCUGCCUCCUCAUAUUGCCUCCUCUCGGCUUUAGCUGCCUCCAGCUCUUCACGAGGGCGGCGAUAUUCUCCCGGUUGUGCCCAAGGACCCCUUCCAUCCAGUAUCUCCUCCCAUGUCCAUGAAUCCUGUGUAGGUGGAUCCUGUUGCCGCUUGACACGCCGCUUGGUCCUAGAAUGGUGGGUUUUUCUGUCACGAUCGUCCAAUGAGGGAGACCAAAGCGCAGCGCGUUGAGCGAACAUGACUUUAUUAUAUUAAAGUAUAGAACACCAAAACAACAAACAAUGACGAUACGUGAAGUCCACAGUGACAAAGACUGAUACGGAACAAAAACCCACAACCCCAAGGUGAAAACACACAGUAUAAAUAUGGCUCCCAAUCAGAGAUAACGAGCCGACAGCUGACACUCGUUACCUCCGAUUGGGAGUCAUUGACCAAACAUAGAAAUAAACCCAACAGAAAUACAAACAUAGAAAAUGAACACAUAGAAUGCACACACCCUGGCUCAACAUCAUGAGUCCCAGAACCAGGGUGUGACAGUAUGACAAUGUCAUCCAUUAAACACUUACCAAUGUCAUCCUGUUGAACUUUGUAGGAACAUAGACUGUUUUCUGGGUAACUGUCUCAACUCAAAUGUUUUGUGUUACAGAAAAAUUGACGGGACCAAUGCGGACGAGGAGGACCAGAUGGAGCUCACGGAGGACGGGCAACCGGUGGCGGCGGCCCCUCGCCACAGUGCCCCUCUGUUUGACUGCGGUUGCUGCGGCCUGCCCAAGCGCUACAUCAUUGCCAUUCUUAGCGGACUGGGCUUCUGCAUCUCCUUUGGCAUCCGCUGCAAUCUUGGGGUGGCCAUUGUGGAGAUGGUCAACAACAACACAGUCUACAUCAACGGGACACCUGUACUCCAGGUGAGAGAGAAAGAAGGAAAUCACUGACAUAAAAAAUAAUCCAUAUAGGCCUCCCGAGUGGUGCAGCGGUCUAAGGCAUCACUACAGACCCUGGUUCGAUCCCAGGCUGUAUCACAGCCGGCUGUGACCGGGAGACCCAUGAGGUUGCGUACAAUUGGCCCAGCGUCGUGAGGGUUUGGCAGGCCAUGAUUUCCUUGUCCCAUCGCGCUCUAGCAACUCCUUGUGCCGGGCUCCUGCAAGCUGACUUUGUUCGCCAGUUGGACGGUGUUUCCUCCAACACAUUGGUGUGGCUGGUUAAGCGAGCAGUGUGUCAGGAAGCAGUGCAGCUUGGCAGGGUCGUGUUUCGGAGGACGCAUGACUUUCGACCUUCGCCUCUCCUGAGUCCGUAGGGGAGUUGCAGAGCCUAUUUACAAAGUUCAGACUUCAAUAUUCAAAAGAAAAUAACCUUCAACCAGGCUUGAAUGCAGCAACACAUCACACCGCUGCCUUUAAAUGUCAUUGACAUUUCACCAAACUCCUACAUUCCAAUCAUACAUGGUUAUCUUGUAAAAAAUAUUGAAACAUAUUAAAACAUUUUGUCACUGAAGGUCUGGACACAAGACAGAUUGUUAGGGGGGCAUCAAACAUUUCGGGGAAAUACAGACUCAAAAGAAAGGAACAAUUUCUUGAGCGAAAUAAAAAAACGUCUUCCUCAUGAAUGUAGCGAAAAACUGCAGCUCCGAUUAUCAAACGGUAAAUAAAUGCAACAAUAUAUAUAUUUUUUUGUUGUCACAUACAUCGGAUUGAUGCAAUGAAAUGUUUUGUUUCACAGGGUCAUCCAUAGUAGUACGGCACCCCUGGAGCAAAUUAGGGUUAAGUGCCUUGCUCAAGAGUACAAUGACAGAUCUUGCACCUUGUCAGCUCGUGUAUUCAAACCAGCGACAUUUAGGUUACUGGCCCAAUGCUCUAACUGCUUGGCUACCUGCAGCUUCAUAAUGAAACAGAUAGGGCACAUACUAGUUGAAUCAACAUUGUUUCCACGUCAUUUCAAUGAAAUUACGUUGAAGCAACGUGGAAUAGAUGUUGAAUUGACAUCUGUGCCCAGUGGGUGGCUAUGUCUACAAUGUUGCAAAAAACGGUAAUGGAAUGAAAUAUUGUAACGAUAGCGAUUAUUGUAAGAUUAUAUUGAAUAUACAGUUGAAGUCGGAAGUUUACAUACACUUAGGUUGGAGUCAUUAAAACUUGUUUUUCAACCACUCCACAAAUUUCUUGUUAACAAACUAUUGUUUUGGCAAGUCGGUUAGGACAUCUACUUUGUGCAUGACACAAGUAAUCUUUCCAACAAUUGUUUACAGACAGAUUAUUUCACUUAUAAUUCACUGUAUCACAAUUCCAGUGGGUCAGACGUUUACAUGCACUAAGUUGACUGUGCCUUUAAACAGCUUGGAAAAUUCCAGAAAAUGAUGUCAUGACUUUAGAAGCUUCUGAUAGGCUAAUUGACAUAAUUUGAGUCAAUUGGAGGUGGACCUGUGGAUGUAUUUCAAGGCCUACCUUUAAACUCAGUGCCUCUUUGCUUGACAUCAUGGGAAAAUCAAAAGAAAUCAGCCAAGACCUCAGAAAAAGAAUUGUAGACCUCCUCAAGUCUGGUUCAUCCUUGGGAGCAAUUCUCAGAUGCCUGAAGGUACCACGUUCAUCUGUACAAACAAAAGUAUGCAAGUAUAAGCACCAUGGGACCAUGCAGCCGUCAUACCGCUCAGGAAGGAGAAGCGUUCUGUCUCCUAGAGAUGAACAUACUUUGGUGCGAAAAGUGCAAAUCAAUCCCAGAACAACAGCAAAGACAUUGUGAAGAUGCUGGAGGAAGCCGGUACAAAAGUAUCUAUAUCCACAGUAAAACAAAUCCUAUUUCGACAUAACCCGAAAGGCCGCUCAUCAAGGAAGAAGCCACUGCUCAAAAACCGCCAUAAAAAAGCCAGACUACGGUUUGCAACUGCACAUGGGGACAAAGAUCGUAUUUUUUGGAGAAAUAUCCUCUGGUCUGAUGAAACAAAAAUAGAACUGUUUGGCCAUAAUGACCAUUGUUAUGUUUGGAGGAAAAACGGGGUUGCUUGCAAGCCAAAGAAAACCAUCCCAACCGUGAAGCACGGGGGUGCUUUGCUGCAGGAGGGACUGGUGCACUACACAAAAUAGAUGGCAUCAUGAGGAAGGAAAAUUAUGUGGAUAUAUUGAAGCAACAUCUCAAGACAUCAGUCAGGAAGUUAAAGCUUGGUCGCAAAUGGGUCUUCCAAAUGGACAAUGACCCCAAGCAUACUUCCAAAGUUGUGGCAAAAUGGCUUAAGGACAACAAAGUCAAGGUAUUGGAGUGGCCAUCACAAGGCCCUGACCUCAAUCCUAUAGAACAUUUGUGGGCAGAACUGAAAAAGUGUGUGAGAGCAAGGAGGCCUACAAACCUGACACAGUUACACCAGCUCUGUCAGGAGGAAUGGGCCAACAUUCACCCAACUUAUUGUGGGAAGCUUGUGGAAGGCUACCCGAAACGUUUCACCCAAGUUAAACAAUUUAAAGGCAAUGCUACCAAAUACUAAUUGAGUGUAUGUAAACUUCUGACCCACUGGGAAUGUGAUGAAAGAAAUAAAAGCUGAAAUAAAUCACUCUCUACUAUUAUUCUGACAUUUCACAUUCUUAAAAUAAAGUGGUGAUCCUAACUGACCUAAAACAGGGAAUUUUUACUAGGAUUAAAUGUCAGGAAUUGUGAAAAACUGAGUUUAAAUGUGUUUCACUAAGGUGUAUGUAAACUUCCGACUUCUACUGUAGAUUUAAGAAAUAGGCUGUUUAACUUGAGAAAACAUCAAAACACACACACACACACACACACUUUUUAUGUGAAAUAACUCAUAACCAGUUAAAUACCCUAUAUUAUAUUACUCUGUUCCCCAGCCAGCUCAAUUCAACUGGGACCCAGAGACUGUGGGACUGAUCCAUGGCUCCUUCUUCUGGGGUUACAUCGUCACACAGAUCCCUGGAGGCUUCAUCUCCAACAAGCUGGCCGCCAACAGGUUAGGCCUUCCCACUGCUAAUGAUCUCACUCCUGAAAUUAAAGGGAUAUUUAAGGUAUUUUUAUAUAACUGAUUUGUGGGUGGACUAGAGAGGGUUAAAUAGGUGACUAGGGUGGGUUUGGAAUGGAUACUUGUGCUAAGGGCAGGAACAGAGAGAUUGGGUGUCUGAAAUAGGCAGUCAGUCAAUGUGUGUGGUGAGGUUUAUAACAGAAAGAUAGGGUAUUUGGAAUUGGUAGUCAGUGUGUGGAGUCAGAGCUAUAACAGAAAGGUUUUAGGGGCCUAAGUGAAAAAGGCAUGCAGUGUUUGUGUGUGUGGUAAGGGUUAAAGUGGUGUGUGUAUGCGUGCACGUGUGUGUGUGUUUGUGUGUGUUAGGUAAGGGUUAAAGCAGCAAGGGGUAAUGCUGUCUGGUGUGUGUGUGUGUGUGUGUGUGGGGAGCGUGCAGCUCUGAUGGGGCCGAUAGCAGUCCUGUAAUAAAAGUUUCACAGGAAAAGAGGACACGCCACUGACAGAGUUAGUAAUGAAAGAUCCUGCCUCUGAUUUCUCCCUGAGACGCCAGCCACUGGAAUAUUACAAGUGUCACUUACACCCGGCUUUGGAAAAAGGGAGGGGUGGAGUGAAGAAAGGGGGGAGCAAUGGUGAUAAAGCAUAAUCGUGUGGGAUCUCUGUCUGUCCUUCAAAGGCAGAAAUAUUAGAUCUGUCAUAUUGUGAUGUUGGAUUGGUCAUUUUAAGCUGGCCCCUGCCAGAAGGGUAGGUUAGGGGAGAACUAGUCUUGUAGUGCCAGAGAUCACAUCGUAUUAUCCUAGAACGGCUGGAGUCGAGGCUAGGGGAGACCUGGAAGGGACUGACUAGUUCAGGAACAUUGAUGAUUGGUUUUUGAGUUAAUGGAGGUAGGCUUGGGUGUUCACAUGUUUUCAACUGUGACUGUUUAUAACAUUUAAGUCUACAGCAGUACAAACCAUGACAGUAUGUGGUGGGUUGUUGUUGACUUGGUUGUUGUACGUCACACUUGGUCAAGGUUCCAUCAAGAUUUUAUAAUGCUCUAUGUAGCUGUUAUGUCACAUUUACAGUAUUUUUAGCUCAUAUGUAAUUGUGUAUGCAUUAUUGAAAUAACGUGUAAUGCUACGCUUUUUUGUCAUUUGUUGCUCGCCAUUGUUGUCUACAACCUAGUCACACUAUAAUGUAAUGUUUCCACAGAGUGUUUGGGGCGGCCAUUUUUCUCACGUCCAUACUGAAUAUGUUCAUCCCUUCAGCAGCCAGAAGGCACUACGGCUGUGUCAUGUUAGUCCGCAUCCUGCAAGGCUUGGUGGAGGUGAGUCAUCUUCAGUGUUGCCAGAUUUCAUUGACACUCUCAGGUCGAAUCUAAGCCAAGAUCUUGCCAAAUCUACUAAAUGUAGCCCAAUUGAAGGUGUCAACACUAGUCGUCAUAAUGACUGAUCAUUUGACCAAGCUCAUAUACAGUACAUACGUAUAAAGUACAGGGACACAUGUAUAUCUGUAUGUCUUUCCUCAGGUUGAUUAUUCAGAAUAAUGAUGCCAUGUAACGUUUCUUGUACAGGGUGUUACCUACCCUGCAUGCCAUGGGAUGUGGGCCAAAUGGGCUCCUCCCCUGGAGAGAAGUCGACUUGCCACCACCUCAUUCUGUGGUAAGUGAUAUGAAAAUUGACAAGCUUAAUACAGGUACAAUGUUUGAGUCAAAUAAAGUUAAUCAAAUUUCUUUCCAUUCAAUUGUUUUUCUUCCCAUCCAAUUGAGCUUUAUGAAAUUGUGCUGAUGAUUUUCCACAAUAGCAAAGCUUCCAAGUGAAAAGAUGUGGUAGAAGACAGGAAAACAAAAAUGGAAUUCAUUCAGUAAAUCAAAUGGAUAUUCAAAAAUACCCUGCCUGCCUUUCUGUUGUACCCAUAACCACAGUCAACCCUGUUAGUUUAAAGGCCCAAUGCAUCCAUUUUUAUCUCAAUAUCAAAUCAUUUCUGAGUAACAAGUAAAUACCUUACUGUGAUGGUUUUCAAUUAAAAUGGCAAAAAUAAACCAAAAUAGAUUCUUAGUAAAGAGCAAUUUAUCAAGCAAGAAUUUUGCUAGGACUGUCUGGGAGUGGUCUGAGUGGGGAGGGAAAACUGAAAACUAGCUGUUAUUGGCAGAGAGGUUUGGAACUCUCUUAUUGGUCUAUUAACAAAAAACCUCCAUCCUACCAAAACAGGCUGAAAUUUCAGGCUGUCUUUUCCAGUGGUGUAAAGUACUUAAGUAAAAAUACUUUAAAGUACUACUUAAUUAGUUUUUUGGGGUAUAUGUACUUUACUUUACUAUUUUACUUUUACUUCACUACAUUCCUAAUGAAAAUAAUGUAGUUUUUACUCUAGACAUUUUCCCAGACACCCAAAAGUACUAGUUACAUUUUGAAUGCUUAGGAACACUGUGUGCCUGGCACCUACUACCAUACCCCAUUCAAAGGCACUUAAAUAUUUGUUCUUGCCCAUUCACCCUCUGAAUGGCACACAUGCACAAUCCAUGUCUCAAUUGUCUCAAGACUUAACAAUCCUUCUUUAACAUGUCUCCUCCACUUCAUCUACACCACAGGAGGUUGAUGGCACCUUAAUUGGUUUUCAUGUGUUUGAUGCCAUUCCAUUUACUCCGUUCCAGCCAUUAUAAUGAGCCAUCCUCCCCUCAGCAGCCUCCACUGAUCUACACUGAUAGAAGUGGAUUUAACAAGUGACAUCAAUAAGGGAUCAUAGCUUUCACCUGGAUUCACCUGGUCAGUCUAUGUCAUGGAAAGAGCAUGUUUUGUAUACUCAGUGUAUAUAAAACACAGAAAAUCACAUUUUUGGCUGCACUGGGCCUUUAAAUGAAGCCAUUGACUAGAUAUAUCAUUGUUCCCUGUCUAGAGAUGUUUAGCAUUGUGGUAAAAUGGCUGAAAAUAGGGAUGGGGAAGGUUGUUUUGUUUUGCAGAUGUCGGCUGUUGUUCCCCAUGAAAAUGCAUUAAAACAGCCAUCUUUCACAAUAAACUGGUGCCAUGACAACCAGCGCUUCCAAACCCUCUUGACAUCACAUCUGAAUGAAAGAUUGCCCUCACGCGCUUCACCUGCUCACUCUGAAGGAGGUCCUCUACCAUUCAACCCAAAUGAAGUGUCAUAUUGCCUACUGUCCAAAGGCACACUCAUGCUCCCAGGCCUAUUCAAAUCGAGAGUGUUUAUAAAGCCAUCAGAUAAUAGAACAUCCUCUCCCAAGGACAGUUUCAAUGAGUCCUAAUUCGUUGAGUCCAAUACGGUUGCUGUUGCAUGAUCUUUACGCUUACCAAGAUGAUCUAUGAGACAUGGAAUACUUUUCUACAGUCUUAGAAAAAAAGGUGCUAUCUAUCUAUAACCAAAAAUUGUUAUUUGGCUGUCCUCAUAGGAGGACCCUUUGAAGAACCCCUUUUGGUUCCAGGUAGAACAAUUUUGCUUCUAGAUAGAACCCUUUUGGGUUCCAUGUAGAACCCUUUCCACAGGGUUCUACAUGGAACCCAAAGGAGUUCUACCUGGAACCAAAAAGGGUUCUCCAAUGGGGACAGCCACAUAACACUUUUGGAACCCUUUUUUCUAAGAGUGUAGUCUUGUGUUGAAGAAGAGUUACUGAGAGGCUGCAGACUGAUGAUAAUCUAAUAGUUUGGAUCGUUGUGAUACCUUGGCAUCACUACUUAAUAAUGUUAUUGGGGUUUCCUUUAGAUGGAGCCCCAUUACACACCAGACAGAACAGAACUACAACAGUGGCAUGGUCAUAUUUCCCUUUUCCUUGUUUCCAGGUUCCUAUGCAGGUGCUGUGAUUGCCAUGCCUUUAGCAGGAGUCCUGGUUCAGUUCGUUGGAUGGCCCUCAGUCUUCUAUAUCUAUGGUAAUAUUUAAAAAAUCAAUAUUAAGGCAAAUUGUUCAAUUGAACCCAUGUGAAUUGUAUAGCUGUGAUUUACAAUUCUUUCAUACAGGUAUGCAGAUCAAGGAUUUCAUAAUUAUUGAGUUUGGGUAGGGAAAACCAUUGAAAUGCAUGCACUGAAAUUCAGAUACUCUAAAUGGCUGACACUACCAAAGAUACUGAUCUUUGUAAGACAGGGAGAUGUCUAUGAUCUAACUAGCGAUAGGGGGAAAACUGUGUCUUGAGUUGAUAAAUGUCUAUCCAAUCUGAAAUUACUUACAGUAUAUGACUUCAGAACAGCUUUCACAAGACCAGGCCUAACUAUGAUAAAGUAUGUGGGUGAUUCCCAUUUGAUCAGCAGUCCAUGUAUUACACUAGGUGUCACUUGUGUGACAUGCAACGCACCAUGGUCAUUAUAUCAUCAGUCUUACACCAGUCUCAGGUUGUUCUCUAAUGUUUUGCUUAAUCUGUUUUGUCAAUUUUAUCUGAACUGUUAUUUGAUUAAGAUAUAUUCACAAUGUCAUAAGACUCUUUGUGCCUGCUGCAUUUCAAUAUAACUUCUUUAGCUCUGUUGUGAUCUAAUCACAUGAUUAAUUGACUGAAAUUAAUGUUUUCUUGUCUGGGAUUGCUACCUAAUUAAUCUUUCAUUUUGUUUGAAUAAUGAAAAAUCAUUGAGGUCUAGAAUAGGUCAAGGCCCAGUUCUAAUUAGUUUGCCAUAUCACUUACAUAGAGAUGGAUAGAGGGCACACUUGUCACGAUGCCUGUUUAGCAUGGGCAACACCACUGAAGGCUUUUCUCACUUUAAAGUAGUCAACUGUGUGGGACUUCCUAUGGGUUAAAGGGAUAAUCCACCCCAAACCACUAAUUCCUAUGAUUAACAGUGUUAAAUAACACUAAUAUGUGAAAACAUUUUUUUUGGUGAACAAAUGUUUCAUUGUGUCGUUAUAACAAGGUUGGUAGAAAUAUGUGAAAAUCGUUUUUGGAAAUCUGUUGCAGCUCAAGUCUACUACAAAACCCACAAUGCAAAGCUCUCUCUUUCUCUCUCUGAGCUGGCUAGCUUGCUAGGUAGCUAGCUAGCUAGAAAACAUAGCUACACACAAUAAUACCAAAGUCAUUAUCAGCAUGUGAAGUUGCUAGCUACCUGUAAAAUCAGCUAAACAAACUGCAAUAUCAAUUUAAGAGUCUAUCUCACCGAGUUCAACUUGCAGUUCGUCUCUGCCCAGAGCGAGAGCAGAGUAUGUUUCCUUCCCACAUAGAUACUUUUGAGGAGAUGGGGAAACUCCAUUAGAAUCGUAUUAACACCCAUUGUGUACAUUGCCCAUGCGUCGUCAAUGGGCCGCGCGGUCCAUUCUGGGACAAGGAGAGCUCUCCUUCAAGGAGUGAAUGGGAAUCAAUUGGGUGCUAGCUCAAAAACCGAACAUUAGCAUGAAUUUCGUGUACAAGUUUUUCCAAGAUGUGAGAUAAUUAACUUGUUCUCUGUAAUAUCGUAUAGCUUUGGAAUCGUGACAUAACGUACCUUCGAGGAAAAUAGGCAGGUUUCUCGACUCAUAGCCUGACUUUGAGAAGGGAUUGCGUAACGAUUAGUUUAGCAGCCGCGUGACGCAGCAUGACAACAUGAAUGUGAUGGGUUGACAGUCAGUUGGGUGGUAACUUUCUCCAUUCAUUGCCCAACAGGAUUCCUAUCACCUCCUUUCUGUAAAUCUCUGUUUCCCACAGACAGCAUACAGUGCUUGAAGGAGAAACGGAGUUAAAUAAUUUGGUACACUGUUUAGAUUGAGCACAUCUAUGUGAAAUAUAUGCAUUGUCAUGACUAUAUAAACGGAUGGAUGUGUUCUAGACUAGUAUGCCCAUACCAUCUAUUGGCUAAUUUGGUGAUAUGGAGUGCAGGUAAUUGUUAAAAGCGUUAUGAAAUGUGAUAGUGUGUUAUCCCCUAUCUCCAGUGACGAGAAUUAUGUAACUAUGACGUGUUCCUACACGAUUUCCAGAUUUUUACAGAUGGACAAUUUAGAAGUUAAAUAAUGUGGAAUUGUUUUAUUUUACCCACUGAUAGAACAUAGGCUUUCACCAAAUUGAUAUGACUUUCAUGAUUUCUAUUUCUGGGGGUGGAUAAUUCCUUUAAGGAGGGAUCGUAGAAUUCCAUUCAGGUCAGCAGGAGAGAGGAGCCAAUGAAUGAGGUGUUCCGUCUUUCCAUCUCUAUGAUCUCUUACAAAUCCUGCACACAGAUUAAGCUUAAUCCUGGAAUAAAAAGCAUUUUCAAUUCAAAUUCUCCAUAGAUUUUGCUUUUUAGUCCAGGACUAUGCUUAAUCUGUGUCCAGGAAACCGCCCAUAAAUGCUUAACACUUACAAUAUGAAAAAUAAUCUGGAAGUCUGUUAAAAACAGACUCUUUUGUUAGAUCCAUAUGAUGAUAUGGGCAUUACUGAUAACCUGUAUUUUUUAUUUCUGUGCAUUCAGGUGUAUUUGGGAUUAUAUGGUACAUCUUCUGGCUCCUCCUUGCCUAUGGGAGCCCAGCCGCCCACCCCACUAUAAGUGACGAGGAGAGGAUCUACAUAGAGACCACUAUUGGCGAGGGUGUCAAAAUAUUGAGCGCCACUGAGGUAUGCCUCUGCUCACUCUGGCUGCGGUCAGAUGCAUUAGUGUAGAGUAUCAUACACUGAAAGAUAUAAACGCAACAUGUAAAGUGUUGGUCCCAUGUUUCAUAAGCUGAAAUAAAAGAUCCCAGAAAUGUUCCAUACGCACAAAAAGCUUAUUUAUCUCAAAUCUUUGCACAUAUUUGUUUACAUCCCUGUUAGUGAGCAUUUCUCAUUUGCCAAGAUAAUCCAGCCACCUGACAGGUGUGGCCUAUCAAGAAGCUGAUUAAACAGCAUGAUCAUUACACAGGUGCACCUUGUGCUGGGGACAAUAAAAGGCCACUCUACAAUGUGCAGUUUUGUCACACAACACAACGCCACAGAUGUCUCAAGUUUUGAGGGAGCGUGCAAUUGGCAUUUGGCAUCAGAGCUGUUGCCAGAUAAUUGAAUGUAAAUUUUUUUACCCUAAGAUGCCUCCAACAUCGUUUUAGAGAAUUUGGCAGUACAUCCAACCGGCCUCACAACCGCAGAUCAAGUGUAUGGCUCCCGAGUGGCGCAGCGGGCUAAGGCACUGCAUCUCAGUGCUUGAGGCGUCACUACAGACCCCCUGGUUCGAUUCCAGGCUGUAUCACAACCGGCUGGGAUUGGGAGUCCCAUAGGGCGGCGCACAAUUGGCCCAGCGUCGUCCGGGUUUGGCCGGUGUAGCCGUCAUUGUAAAUAAGAAUUUGUUCUUAACUGACUUGCCUAGUUAAAUAAAGGUAAAAUAAAAAAAUAAAAAUGAAUGUGGACGAGCGGUCUGUCAAUGUUGUGAACAGAGUGCCCCAUGGUAACGGUGGGGUUAUGGUAUGGGCAGGCAUAAGCUAUGGACAACGAACACAAUUGCAUUUUAGCGAUGGCAAUUUGAAUGCACAGAGAUACAGUGACGAGAACAUGAGGCCCAUUGUCGUGCCAUUCACCUCAUGUUUCAGCAUGAUAAUGCAAUGCCCCAUUUUGCAAGGAUCUGUACACAAUUCCUGGAAGCUGAAAAUGUCCCAGUUCUUCCAUGGCCUGCAUACUCACCGGACAUUUCACCCAUUGAGCAUGUUUGGGAUGCUCUGGAUUGAGGUGUACAACAGCGUGUUCCAGUUUCCGCCAAUAUCCAGAAACUUCGCACAGCCAUUGAAGAGGAGUGGGACAACAUUCCACAGGCCACAAUCAACAGCCUGAUAAAUUCUAUGAGAAGGAGAUGUGUCGCGCUGCAUGAGGCAAAUGGUGGUCACACAAGGUACUGACUGGUUUUCUGACCCACGCCCAUACCUUUUUUUUAGGUAUCUGUGACAAACAGAUAAUGUACAGUACCAGUCAAAAGUAUAGACACACCUACUCAUUCAAGGGUUUGUCUUUAUUUUAUACUAUUUUCUACAUUGUAGAAUAAUAGUGAAGACAUCAAAACUAUGAAAUAACACAUAUGGAAUCAUGUAGUUACCAAAAAAGUGUUAAACAAAUGAAAAUAUAUUUCAUAUUUGAGAUUCUUCAAAUAGCCACCCUUUGCCUUGAUGACAGCUUUGCACACUCUUGGCAUUCUCUCAACCAGCUUCACCUGGAAUACUUUUCCAACAGUCUUGAAGGAGUUCCCACAUAUGCUGAGCACUUGUUGGCUGCUUUUCCUUCACUCUGCCGUCCGACUCAUCCCAAACCAUCUCAAUUGGGUUGAGGUCUGGGAAUUGUGGAGGCAAGGUCAUCUGAUGCAGCACUCCAUCACUCUCCUUCUUGGUAAAAUAGCCCUUACACAGCCUGGAGGUGUGUUGGGUCAUUGUCCUGUUGAAAAACAAAUGAUGGUCCCACUAAGCCCAAACCAGAUGUGAUGGCGUAUCGCUGCAGAAUGCUGUGGUAGCCAUACUGGUUAAGUGUGCCUUGAAUUCUAAAUAAAUCACAGACAGUGUCACCAGGAAAGCACCUCCACACCAUAACACCUCCUCCUCCAUGCUUUACGGUGGGAACUACACAUGCGGAGAUGAUCCGUUCACCCACACCGUGUCUCACAAAGACACGGCGGUUGGAACCAAAAAUCUCAAAUUUGGACUCCAGACCAAAGGACAGAUUUCAACCGGUCUAAUGUCCAUUGCUUGGGUUUUUUGGCCCAAGCAGGUCUCUUCUUCUUAUUGGUGUCCUUUAGUAGUGGUUUCUUUGCAGCAAUUCGACCAUGAAGGCCUGAUUCACAUAGUCCCCUCUGAACAGUUGAUGUUGAGAUGUGUCUGUGACUUGAACUCUGUGAAGCAUUUAUUUGGGCUGCAAUUUCUGAGGCUGGUAACUCUAAUGAACUUAUCCUCUGCAGCAGAGGUAAAUCUGGGUCUUCCAUUCCUGUGGUGGUCCUCAUGAGAGCCCGUUUCAUCAUAGCGCUUGAUGGUUUUUGCGACUGCACUUGAAGAGUUCUUGAAAUGUUCCGUAUUGACUGACCUUCAUGUCUUAAAGUAAUGAUGUACUGUCAUUUCUCUUUGCUUAUUUGAGCUGUUCAUGCCAUUAUAUGGACUUGGUCUUUUACCAAACAGGGCUAUCUUCUGUAUACCACCCCUACAUUGUCACAACACAACUGACUGGCUCAAACGCAUUAAGAAAUUCCACAAAUUUACUUUUAAGAAGGCACACCUGUUAAUUGAAAUGCGUUCCAGGUGACUAUCUCAUGAAGCUGGUUGAGAGAAUGCCAAGAGUGUGUAAAGCUGUCAUCAAGGCAAAGGGUGGCUAUUUGAAGAAUCUCAAAUAUAAAAUAUAUUUUGAUUUGUUUAACACUUUUUUGGUUACUACAUGUGUUAUUUCAUAGUUUUGAUGUCAUCACUAUUAUUCUACAAUGGAAAAAAUAGUAAAAAUAAAGAAAAACCCUUGAAUGAGUAGGUGUGUCCAAACUUUGACUGGUAGUGUACAUAUCUGUAUUCCCAGUCAUGUGAAAUCCAUAGAUUAGGGCCUAAUGAAUUUAUUUAAAUUGACUGAUUUCCUUAUAUGAACUGUAACUCAGUAACAUCUUUGAAAUUGUUGCAUGUUGCGUUUAUAUUUUUGUUCAGUAUAGAUACAAGAUUUAUGUUAUUUCAAAUAUCCUGUUCUUGUAAGUACUGUACUUAUAGAAGUUUUAUGACACCCAUUUAAGAUGUUAUCAAGCUUGACAAAUGAAAACAUAACUGGAGACAUAAGCCAGUUUAACAACAGUAGGCUACCUAUUUGAGUGCAGUUGACCCUUGAAAUUGAUGACAAGCUUGACAAUUGAAAACAUAACCUAGGUUGACCCAUGAAAUUGAGCCAUGAGAUCAGGUCCCCCUUUCUGGCCCACCACAGAAAUUCAAGACUCCAUGGCGCCGUUUCUUCACCUCCAUGCCUGUCUAUGCCAUCAUCGUGGCUAACUUCUGCCGUAGCUGGACCUUCUAUCUGCUCCUCAUCAGCCAGCCAGCCUACUUUGAGGAGGUGUUCGGCUUCUCCAUCGGCAAGGUUGGUCUCACAGUCACCCUGUGUGGUGUAGCUCUAAGAAGUCUCUAUGCAAUUUGUUAUCCACGAAAAAUGGGACAACAAUCAGGGGCGGAUUGGACAUAUGGCAAUUCUGGCAAAUGCCAGAUGGGCUGGAUCAUGGGCUGGUCGAAAUUGACACACAUACAAAAAAAUGUUUUAUAUAAAAAUAAAACAAUGAAAAGGGUGACAUGACCAGCGGUCCAUGGGCCAGUUAAGAUUAUUUUUUUUGCGCAAUUUCUCUGUUAAACUAAUCUAUAAUGAGCCUUUGGCUUAUCAGUGGGCAACGGAUGGUUUUCUGAUAGGCUGAGCUGAGGUCAUGCAAACUCACAUUCAAAGUCAAACGCGGCAUCAGCAAAGAGACCUGCUCCGACUCUGUCAUCAGUUAGACAGCCAAGAUCAUGGAUCGUAAAUAACAGAAAAGGUGCCUUUAAACGUUGAAAGAGCGCAGCAAAUGGGACAACAUAUUGUACACAAUACUGAGCAGUACAAGUGGAAUAAAUUAUCAUAAGACUCAAAUGGAUCAUAGAUUAUGUCUUACAUGAAAGAAAGUACAGUAUGUUAGAGAAAUGUUUGGCAUGAUACUGAAAAUAAUAUGAAUAAGGAGUGCACAUUUUGGUUUUAGCGUUAGCGCUACACAGCCGAUUUAAAAUAAUCAACUCAUCCUCUAACCUGAUGCUCUUACCAUCAUUUAUGGGUGUUGUCUUGUUCCUCCUCACAGGUGGGGCUCCUGUCUGCUGUGCCUCACAUGGUGAUGACCAUCGUAGUGCCCAUUGGUGGCCAGCUGGCCGACUUCCUACGCAGUCGUAAAAUCAUGUCAACUACAAACGUCCGGAAAAUCAUGAACUGCGGAGGUAUAGUACCCAGGACAGAACGACUUCAUUUCCCUUACAUUGUACCUAUUAUGAUUUUCUCUUAGGUAGGGAAUAAAACUAGCACUGAUACCAUGAGACUCCAUAAUUUAUUAUAACAAUUAUGGCAUUUCCUUCUACUAAUGUUGACAUUUUAAAAACAUUUGUGGAAUAUUAUCACGCUGACUUUAGCUGAAAACAAAAUUGAGACUUCCUUGGAACGUUACCUAAAGUUGUAGGAAUGUUUUCUGUUUGCCAGCUAUGGUACUGUAUCAGGUCUGAUAAAGCUAGUAAAGCAUUGCAUCCCAAUCAGGAUUUGGUAAGGUGGCCUUUGACCUUUGUGUGCCCUGUGACCCAUGCAGGUUUUGGAAUGGAGGCAACACUGCUGCUGGUGGUGGGGUUCAGUCACACACGUGGCGUUGCCAUCUCCUUCCUGGUGCUAGCUGUCGGCUUCAGUGGCUUUGCCAUCUCAGGUAUAAAGCUUCAGUUCAGCACCAUUUUAGAUGUAUUUAUAAUGUAUAAAAGCCAUAUUCAGUCAAAUCAAGUUACAAACAUCAUUAUUUGUGUGUUUCUGAGCUCAUGAAUAAAUGUUGAGUGUGGGGUUUUAUCCUUCUCUUACUGCUGUGUGUUUGAUGAGCCUCAGUUCGAUGAGUUGUAUGAAGUUUUCUAUCUGUUGUAGUUUACCUUCUUUACCUUCUGCUGUGAGCAAUUUCUCUAUUGCAUACUAGUUUGGCAAAAAGCAGCUGAAAGCACAUUGUAGUAAUUAAUUUAUAUACCCUACCCCUUAGGGUCCGAUUCAGUAUGAGAUGCAGUAUGCAUUCAAUACUCUGUCUGCUGUACCUUCACUGAGGCACUUUCCCUGAAUAUUUCAUAGACUGUCAGCAGGGCAAGUAAGAGUAAGACAGAUAUUUAGGGUUUUCCUCCUGACUUUGUGCAUUACAUUACUAUUUGGCUAAAUGGUUAUUUAUUAAUUCAAAUUGACAUUUUAAAAACAACAUUUCUAAGAGACAGCAUCAAUAGUGUGUGCUAAUAAUAAAUAAUACACGUGAUUUAGACAGCACUUUUCAAUUACCCAAAUAUGCUUCUACAGUGGGGUAAACAAUUUAUACUGAUGUACUGUACUUGUUACGGCAUCCCCAGGGUUCAAUGUAAACCACUUGGACAUUGCCCCUCGCUAUGCCAGUAUCCUAAUGGGCAUCUCCAAUGGCGUUGGCACACUGUCUGGAAUGGUGUGCCCCCUUAUCGUUGGAGCACUGACUAAACAUAAGGUAUUGUAACAUUCAACAUUACAGAUAAAUUCUAACAGCUGUCAAUGAGAUGAGCAAAAUUUGCCAGGUUAAGACUUCGGCAUCCAUAUUAGGAAGUCCCUCAGUUGUCAGACAAAACUCCCCCUAAGGGACUUCCUAAUAUGGAUACCGUAUGAUAUACACAAGUAACAUGACUGGUGAACUAGACUAUGACAUACUUAUUUUACAGCAUUGUCACUCAUAUAAAAUGAGUUACAGUAUGUGUGCGAGUUUGGUCACUGACCCAUGUCUGUCCCCCUCCCUGUAGACCCGUCUGGAGUGGCAGAACGUGUUUGUGAUAGCCGCCAUGGUGCACUACACAGGGGUCAUAUUCUAUGCUAUCUUCGCCUCAGGCGACAAGCAGGACUGGGCAGAACAGGAGAGCACCUGCGAUGAUAAGGUCGGUAUCAUCGAUGAGGAUGAGCUGGCCGAAGAGACAGAGCUCAACAGCGAGAUUGCCAUGGCACCCAAGAAAAGCUAUGGAACCACAGAGAAACCAUCGGGUCGCAAACAGGGCUGGAAGAAGAACAGAGGAGUCACCAUGCAGGAGGAUGAGGACGAUGGGAACUUGCACCAUGGGAAUGGGAACUACCAGGAGCAGUAUCAGUGA
Coregonus sp. 'balchen' is the source of this 48381-nucleotide messenger RNA. NCBI's taxonomy places the organism in Eukaryota, Metazoa, Chordata, Actinopteri, Salmoniformes, Salmonidae. The record is from the annotation of a GenBank genome assembly.